Messenger RNA from Podarcis lilfordi (Lilford's wall lizard), 72126 nucleotides. The record is from the annotation of a GenBank genome assembly. Lineage: Eukaryota; Metazoa; Chordata; Lepidosauria; Squamata; Lacertidae.
GUGCGCGUGACGCAAACGCCGGGCGUGCCGGCGGCGGCGGCGGAGGCUCGGGGCCCCUCCCCCAGAAGAUGGCGAGUCCGUGCGGGAGGCAGGAGUGCUCCAUCGAGAGGCGCGGCUUCCGCCACCAGCUCGACUCGUGGCGACACCGGCUGCUGCGCUGUGUGGGUGAGGGACCAUGGGGGGGCGGAGAGGGGAGCGGAGCCCGGGCGGGCGGGCGGGUGGAGGGGAAGCGGACCGCUUGUGUGGAGAUCCCCCCCCUCUUUUCACCUCCGCCCCACUUCCCCUCAUCUCUCUCCACACAGUGAGGGGAGAGAGAGCGCUGAGCCCCUCCCCCACCCACUCCUCGGUUCGCCCGCCGGCUGACCGCGCGCGCGCCCUCGCUCGCUCCCUCCCGCGCGGAUUAGCCGCUCCACGCGCGCCUCUCACCCCUCCCCCUUCCUCGCGCCUCACGGAGCAACCGCGGCCUAGGCUCCGCCCCGCCCACUCCGGCCUGGUCUCUCCUCUCCCUCCCUCCCCCGCCCCCUCUCGGGAAGGUGGGAGGACGGGGGAGAGAAGAGGGCCCUUUGUUUGGGGGAAGGGGGUGAGCUGGGCUGUGUCCGCCGGAAUGGGUCAGGGAAGGAAGUGCUUCGGGUGGCCUCCUCCCCCCCCCCUCGCCCGACUAUAUAUUUAUAUAUAUAUAUUACGCCCCCCCUCUCCCGCCCCUGGUCAGAGGGUGAUUCGGCUUGGGAAAGUUACCCUUGCUGGGGAUGAUGGCAGAGCAGGAUUGUUCCGGGGUGACCACGCCCCUCUCCCAUUUCCAGAUUUUUGCACACAGGUCAUUCUUCCUUCCCCGUCCCCCUAAUCGGUUUGCUCCUUGCUUUCCUAUGUUCAGCCACAUUGUGUCCGUGUGGCCAAGAAGCUAGGAUCCUGCUCCGUUUAUCCCCUGGUGCUGAAUUGUGUAUAAGGAUGUGUGUGUGUGUGUGUGUGUGUGUGUGUGUAAAUAUUAUAGUCACCGAUUUACCUUGCAGAAUGUUCUCAGAUGUUAGGAAAAAUAUACCCUAUUGCCAUGAUACCUCUUGUUGAAAAGGUAGUAUUCCCCUAAAUCUUUUGGAUUGUGAAGAUGACAGAAUAACUUGCCUUGGAAUCUUCAUAAGCUGCUAGGGUUGAGAACCACUGUGCUAGGGAAAGCACAUUUACUUUUUAUAAAAUAUAGAAGCAGGUGAAAAGGUGCAGUUAUAUGGAAGGGGAUAUUAUUUAUAAUGCAGUCUUCAGUUUGAACUGACAAAGCUCCUUUCAUGUGAAAUACAGGUUUAUUUCAACAUGUAAGAGUGUUUUCUGCUCAUUUAAAUGUCUUAAAAAUCCCAUGUGCUUUCUCCUUUGAUUUCUUUAGAUAACAAUACAUCAUUCCAACAUGUUAAGACAGUAGCUUUGUUAAUACACAGAGAUGGACUACAUACUAUUAAACUUACAAUGCAGUCAUGCAUUCUUACUAGGAAUUAAUACCACCGUUUUCACUGAGGUUUAUCCCUUAAAUGUGACUUAGGGAUAGCAGCUUUACUAUCCUGAAACACUGAGUAUUUACUGAGUAAAAAAGCAAGGGCAGUAGAAGCAGAUAAUUUUAAGUUUCCUAGACAGCAAAAGAAGGAUGCUGAUCAUGUUAACUGUAAUUCAGCAAGUCACCUUAAAAUUCUGUAGCAGUGCCUGCUUUUCUUAAUUGUAAUUUAACUGCCUUUACAACUCUUGCUUAAACAGUAGCCCAACAGUAGUACAUUGUCAUAUUUGUUUAACUGUAUCAAAAAAUAGACCAGGGCUUGGGAGAGAACCACAAGCACAUCUGAAUGAUGUCACUGGUUACAAGGUGGGUCAGAGUUAACUGGUUGACUAAAAAAAGGAAUGGCUUCUUGCCUUUUGGAAAAGCUUCAGCAGGUAAUGCAUUAGAAUAUUUCUUCAGGAGAAAUAUGUGCUGUGAGUGUGCUUGUUUGUAUUAGCAUCUAUCAGUUAGGUGCCUGUCUCUGGAAGAUCAUUUUACUACUUCCUCUGCCUGAUGGAACUGAACACAAAUUUAUUCUUCAUUCUAGUAUCUUUUUUAUGUACUUGAAUGGUGGUGUUUGUGUCCGAGUGUUAAAGUAUACUAGAAGGUUAAAGGCUAGCAAUCGUUGCACAUAUCUGCUCCAAUUAUUUCAGGUCAUCAGUUACUUGAGUUGUUAUGUAUCCCUGUUAGUACUUGUGGACAUUUGUUUGAAAUUCUGUGAUUUGCAGGGGAGAUUGCUACUGAUGUUUUACUCAAGCUUGGUCAGAAAUACUAAGGAUGUCUGCAAACUCAAAAAAAUUAAUAUCCAGUGGUAGUCAUACUCGGAGUAGACCACUUAAGUAUGGAUUUCAGUGGGUCUACUCUGAGUAGGAAACAUCUUGGAGCACUUCUGUUGCCGAUUUGGAAAAAAUGAACAUAGCAUCUAGGGGGAACAAUUCUUUUUGCUUCUCUCCCCACCCCAUAGUCUUGGUAUCUAUGUGGGUGCACUUUACCCCCUUUUGUGUAAACAGAAGAUAUGAAGCAAAUGACUAAGCUGCGAAAGUUAAUCACCUAGCUAUCCAGAUUAUUUUUUGAGGUAAAGUACAAAAACAUUUUAGAAGGUCCAAAGUAUAAUUGUGUUUGUAGCAUUUUAUCUUGAUAGCAUUGCACCUAACAGUUUGAACUUCAAAUUGAUCAGUUUUAUGAGGUCUUAGCUUCAUAAACUUCCAGGGUGCAAUAAGUAUUGGUGAUAUUUUCCCCUGAUCUUUCUCUGGGAAAGUAAAAUAUUUGAGUUUAUGAGUCCAUUCCAAAUAAAACUUUAGUGGGUGGGAGGAUUGGUUUGGUUUGCAUACAGGACUUUAGGUUUUGUCUCAGGUAACAGUACUGGGAAAGAGAACUACCUGUGGCUUCAGAGGCAAGGUUCUAGUUCCAAUGGAAGACAGGUUGAUUAUGUGUGGCAGCUAUCAUUGGUCUUAUUUGGGCCAAUAAGUCCAUAAGAAAACUGUUGAUUUUAUCUUGUGUUCAUGGUCUUUGGUUAGGCCAUAUUGCAGUAACAACAUUUUUAAUAGAAGUCUUGGAAGAAGUAUGGAGAAAGUCCAACUGGGAUUUUUAAACAUCUAAAUCAGUGUUUGUGAUCCAGGGCGGGAGGCAGGCAUUUGAUGAUCUUGAGUGGGGACAGAAGUGUUCCCAAAAUAUGUACACUAUAAGUAAAAAAACAAAAACAAAAUUUCAAUCCAUUUGAGAAUUAAAAUAAAAUAAUGUAGGAGCCAGGUUUGAAGGGGAAGAGUGGGAUUUUUAUAUUACUAAAAGGGGGCAUGAGUUAAAAAAAAUAUUAAGAAACACUGAUUUAAAGGCUUUGAAUUUUACUAGAACAGAGUGUUAAAAGUUAGCAAGUCAGUUGUUUUGAUAGAACUAUACUCUAAUGAAGUUUAGCUGAGAGUAUUAAAAAUUGGAAUGGAAAUCUUUAGUUCUAUUCUUACCAAAAUAUGCUUUGAUUAAGUGAGCUCUCCUUAUUGCUCAGGAUUUGGAAGCAAAUAUAUAUGAUUUGUUUGAUUUUGCGUUGUUAAAAAUGAGGUCAUUUGCCUGGAUGCCAGGUCAGCGAGUUUAAGUUUGAAAUGAUAACCACUUGUCAUUUUACAAGUUAUCAGAUAUCUGUGCUCUAUGUAUUGUAAUAAAAAGUGCUAUAAUUGGUGCCAGGAAGGUUACAUGCUAAGAUAGCCAGAUUUUCAUCUUGCUGUUGAAAGCUACACAUCUGUGAAGUGAUAUGACUGAUUAUUGGGGGGGAUCACAUACCAAUAGUGUACCGCUGAGUUGUAGUUUUGAUUUGCAUGUUUUAGAAAUUAGGAGUGUGUUUUUCAGGGUUUGAUACGAAUCUCAUACCAAUUCAGGGUUUGAUACAAAUCUCAUUAAUUUGGAAUGCUCUGAGGGAAUAAUGGAAGUUUCAGAUAGAGGCUUGAUACUAAGGGCUACUUUCUAACACUUUCUAACACAGGGAACAAAGUCGACAAGCUUUAUUUUUAUGGUUGCUUUUGGUAUUGAUAAAAAGUAAUUCACAAGAUACUUUGAUUACCUAAUAUCUGAAUGUGCUAGAAUCUGAAAUUCUAAAGUGCUGCUUUAGAAUUUAUAUGCACCAGACCUUCAUGCAGGCAUCAUAGUGACACUCACACUUACCUGGCUCCAGAUUCCAAAAGAUGUAAUUCUGUGAAGCUGAAGUAUGAUACUUAAAAUUAGACGCACAGUGAAGACAAGGAAAGAUGUUCUGUCACUAUUCUGGUAAAUUUUAAUAAUCUGUCAGAAAAAUAAAAUCACAAUUUUCUUCUGAAUCUUAAUGAAAGUGCAUUAUAAUGUAUGUUUUGUUUCCUGUCGAUAGUGUACAUGCCAAUAUUUUGUUCAACCUUCUCCCUUUCAUAGGAGCUCCACUAAUAUACCCCUGAACCUACUUCAUACACUUCCCUGAAUAGUGAAGAAAAAAUGACCCCGUAAACCUUCAAUGUGCCCAUAUGUUUCCUUUUUUGUACAUGCUAUAACCUGCUGGAUUUGGCUCUAAGCCUUUUAAAAAUCAUGAACAUCCUGGGAAACUAAAAUCCAUCAUUAUGUAUGGUCUACAUAAUAGUAGCAUUGUAGAUUGUAAAUCAAGUACCUCUGAACUUGGGAACAUUGUGAGUGGGUGUGCAACUAUAGGUUGUUCAGUAUUACAUCUAGUUUUCAUUUUACAGUGCUAGAUACUGUAUAAAAGUUAAAAUAUGGAAUUGGUAUUACUAUAGAUGCAUACACUUACAAACCUUGAAUAGCCUGAUGGUUAUUCUUCCCAAGAUGUAAAGCAGUCAUGCUUAUUUCUUUGAUCGUGAAUAGAGGCUGUUUUCAUUGACUUCUGUUUGUAGGCUUUUCUGGUUGUUCAGCAUCAAAUAUGCAGGUAACUUGGGACUUGCAGAGCAGUGGAAAAUGUUAAAACAACAAAUCUUCAACAAAAUGCACAAUGCACAUUUAGAGAACUGCACAUGCUUUAGCUACAGAGACCAGCAUUCUGUUCUCAAAAUGUCUAUCUGAAGCUCAUACAUCUAUAAGUGAUAACUGAGAAAAUAAUUGAGCCCAGCUUUCAUGUGUUAUAAAAAUAGAAUAUGCUUUUCAUACACGACAUACAUAUAACUGUUCUAUUCAGCUAUCUCUACCUGUGUACAAAAUACCUUCUAACACUGUCCUCUGACCUAAGAUGGCCCUGGUUAAGCAGCAUAUAAGGUAAAGGUAAAGGUACCCCUGCCUGUACGGGCCAGUCUUGACAGAGACUAGGGUUGUGCGCUCAUCUCGCUCUAGAGGCCGGGAGCCAGCGCUGUCCGCAGACACUUCCGGGUCACGUGGCCAGCGUGACAAGCUGCAUCUGGCGAGCCAGCGCAGCACACGGAACGCCGUUUACCUUCCCGCUGGUAAGCGGUCCCUAUUUAUCUACUUGCACCCGGGGGUUCUUUCGAACUGCUAGGUUGGCAAGCGCUGGGACCGAGCGACGGGAGCGCCCCCCGCCGUGGGGAUUCGAACUGCCGACCUUUCGAUCAGCAAGUCCUAGGCGCUGAGGCUUUUACCCACAGCGCCACCCGCGUCCCUGUCAUAUACAGAUAUUGAAAUGUUUUCUUCUCAUUGGGAUCUUCCUUGACUAAAGAAGGAAACCCCUUUCUUUUGCAUCUUUUGUGGUUUCUCAGACAUGUGCUAAGAAUAUAUGGUAUAUGUUGCAUUGUGCUUUGAACUUUGUCUAAAUUAUAUAAAGUUAGUUACAGGAUUUGUGUCUGUUGUGAGAGCUCAGUGGGUGUUAAAAGUAUGAAACCUAACUCUGAGGACCUUGCCAUUAUUAGUUCAUACACUUAUUCCAUUUUUUCUUGGCCAAGAAAAAAAAAACUAUGCACAUUUAAUAAUGAGAUUUUAUAAACCAUUCGGAUUAUGUACAAAAAGGUCCAAAACAUGGUCACUGGUGCUUCUGGUUAAUUCUUGUCAUCUCAGUAGAGUAAUAAGGCUUGGUUAUUGUGUGUGUGUGUGUGUGUGUGUGCAGUUCUCCUGGGGAGAGAAAGAGCUGGGAGGGACUGCAGCAUAGGGAAGGUAAAUUGCACAAAUGUUCUGUUUCCUGACCAUUGGAAAUAAAUUGAAGCUCUUCUUACUGUUGCAAUUAUUCUGAAAAUGCUUAUUCAAAAAUUUUCAUCUUGAAUCCCAUGAGAUUAUAUUGAGUGAAACAGUUACAUUUCAUUUUUCUUGUAUUAAGUACUGAACUUAAUUUCUUAUCUACAUUAAGAAGACCAACUUGGAAAAGUUGGUCCAACACUAAUUGGCCAGAGUUCUAGGCAAAAAAAAAAAAAAAAAGGCAGCCAACCCUAAUAUAAAUUGACCCUUUUGUUUCCUCCUCCAGUAAUGUUCAAAGGAAUAAACAAUUGUAGAAAUUCAUUUUCGGGUUACGUUUUUAAAGGGGAAUGUGCAUCUCUUGCUUCCUUGCCACUGUUUUUGGGUGCUUCCUUCCUAAUUCCAUUUCCUCCUUUAGACAUCUAACUAUUUCCCCUGCUUCAUCUUCCACUCUCAGUUCUGAAUCCUUUAUUUCAAUACUACAUCAUAUGACACUUUCCCCCACCACAUCUUCAUGCCUAGCUUGCUGCAUGCUGACCACUGGCAAAGUCUCCCUCCCUCAGUGACUUUUAAAUAUAUAUAUAAGUAAAACUCUAGAUUGACCUCAGGGUCAGUCUUAGGGUCAAACUUACCACAUAAACUUCUAUGUUCCUGGAAUAUGCUUUGCUGAGAAUGAUACAAUUGAAGUAUAGAAUUUUAUUUAUUUCCUGUUGAAGCCAAACUUUCUUAAAAAAAGAAAAAAAGUUCCGGGGAAACAAAAAAAAUCUAUCUAGUACUGUAUCAUUGUCUAAGCUGGGGUAGACAGACAGUAAUUCAGGAUCUCUGGAUGAUUUUUGGUAGAUCAGCAAGUAUUUUUGACUCCCAGUUAUUAAACAAUGGCAACAAAACAACUUUCCCUACCAAAAUUAGUCUGCUGAAAUGAAGAUUAAUCUGGAUUAGACUGUUGUGUGAAAAGACACUAAACUCAAUUUGUUGUGAUCCUGAAAAUGCUCAGAAUACGCUCAAAGGCACUUUGUUCUUUAAUUAUGUGUGCCUUGCGCACGGCUCUGGUUGGUAGAUCUCAGAAUUCUAGUGAAAAAACAAAGUUGAUCUUACCAGUGUAAGAUCUGCCCACCCUGUCCUAAUCUACUAGUCAGAUAAGCAGUGUGUAAGAGUGAAGAAAGCUGAUUGGUACAAUGGCUUACAGCAAGUGACUCUAGCACAAUGAGACAAGAGUGUCUUUAGUGUGGCUUGAAGGCACAGUGUUGUAUCCAACAAAGUCAUUGCAUGAGCAGAACAACUUCUGCUUUUGCAACAGAACUUCUCUCUCCCCUGCUUUCCACAAAGCAGAUAAGGGUUGUAUGGGGGGAGGUGAGGGAAGGGAUGUUCUGUUGUGCCAGUGUUAGUCCUGCUUGCACACUGACUUGCACAUCACUUUUUCUAACUUCUUGCUCUCUUGCAGUCCCCUUUAUCUCCUUUUCAUCCAUUACAACUAAUCCUCUGUUUCCUUUGAACAUUUUUGUUGUGUGCUAGAAUUUCAUUACAUGUCAUUAGCACACUUUCCUGAAAUGUGAUGUGUUUUCCUUCGUAUGUUCCUAAAUUCAUUUAUAUUUUUGUUCCUGCUAAUGUUUGCAACAUUACGCAGUGUAGUACCAUCUGUGAAUUUAACUAACAUGCUGUUUACCCUUUCUUCCAGAUCCCGUUUCUGAUCCUACUUCCACAUUUGGGAGUAUGCAAGGGACAAAAACACCUCUUUGCGUAGCUUGACUGGAUGCCCCAAGACUAGGAUGUUAGUAUAUUUAAACCAUUUUCCUUCCUUUGUUAUGUUGCCAAUAACUAUUUGUACGUUGGUUGUUUGGCUAUGAUUGGCUAUUGUGGCACUUUAUAAAUAGCAGUAGUAAAAAAAGUUAACUUACAGAGCUUCUGUAAAGUUUGGCCAAGAUGUUGAAAAUGUGUGCCAAAAGCCUAGUGCCUAAUUAAUCCCAAUAUGAUAGGUUCUUGGAAGCUCUGACUACUGUCUGUUCCCUUUAUCAAGUGAGAGUUGAGAAAGCUCAGUAUUUUUAACUAAAAUAAAGCCAAAUGUACUUGGGGUCUGAUUUUAGGUGUCUGUUUCCCCAAAAUGGAAUAAAAACUUUGUGAUUAUGGUAUUAUAAAAUGGUUUGCAUUCAGGUGUUUUGUGCAAGAUAAUUUUAAAUAGUGGCUAUAUGUUGAGAUGAUUCUAGUCUGUAGAGACUUUAAUAUCUAAAACACAAAAAUAAUGGCAUUGGUUUUUUCCAUUAUUUUUAUUUGGUUCAGAAUAGUCUGUGCUCCAUAGUUUAAUACCAAUCUUUCUCAGUAAAGUCUCCAUCUUGAGUAGGUGAGCUGCAAAUUGCAUGAAAUACAUGACUUUGGUGUCUGCUUUAUUUAUUUCUUUUUAUUUUGUAAUGUGAGGGAUUGACUGAAAACUUAAUAAUUUGAUGGGUAUAGCUGAAUCAGCCUAAUAUGAAAACAUGGUUCCCCUACCAUAUUCUAAAUGCUAUGCAAAGCAGUUUGUAAACGGUCAGAUCCCUAGAACUUUCUCUUAACAGUAAUGUUAGCUUUGUCAAUAACUUUUCAGAAAUGUCUUUUGCUUCCCUUUGUUCAGUCUCCAAAUAAAGCAUGAAAUGAAAGAGAAAGCAAACAUACAGGAAGACAUAAUAGAGGUGUCCUGCUAUAACUGGAAUCAUAAGGGGCAGUGAUAAGAAUAAGUGAACAGGCAAUGCAGUCAAAGGGGAAGUUCAUUGGAGUGGGAGGGUGAAGGGGGAGCAUGGGAUGUGGUCCUUUUUGCCACUUGGCUGCUUGUCCAGGGGCAAUUGCUACUUACCAACUUCCUAUUCUUUGACACACCACUGGUCCAUCUAGUUACCGGCAGAGGUUCUCCAACAUCAAGCACUGAUAGUUUUUCCUGUCACUGCUGCCUGAUAUCUCUUAAGUGGAAAUGACACGAAUCUCUCAUAUAUUUUGUUUGGAAGUGUUUAACAGGAGUGAAUGAAAUACUGUAUGGGGUGAGUGGGAAAAUGGUUAAGUUCAAGAUGCAGAAAUCUGUGGUGAGGAGGAAUGAAUGAACCAGUGGAGUAUUUGAAAGUGGUUGAAAAAAGCAGAGAGUUGUGAAUGGGUAAAGGCAAAAAGGAGAUGGAAGGGUGAUUGGGGGGACAGUAGCAUUGCAGUAAGAUUGUGCAUAUCACUGCAGCAGACGAGAGGGGCUGUACGCUAAGGGAAUAGAACCAGAAAGCAGUUUAGGGAAGAUAGUUUUAUAAAACGCUACACCAUGAAUAGUAUAGUAUAUAUUAAUUAAUUAAUUAUAUUUAUAUCCUACCUUUCCUCUAAAGAGCACAAGGUGAUGUACAUGAUUGCUUUUUCCUUGUUUUAUCCCCACAGCGACCAUGGAAGGUAGGGAAGGAUGAGAGACUGAUUGGCCCAAGGUCACCCAGUGAGUUUAUUGUAAAUAAAGAGCAAUGUGCAGUGAUUAACUUGUGGUUUCAGUGGCAAUUCUGGGGCACUUGGCAUUCCUUCUCUGGAGCUCUGUGCCCUUUUCUGGUCAAAGCUGGAGCCACCAAGCCUAGAUGGAUUUAAAAGAGCAAGGCAGAUCAGGUCCAGCCAGGAAGUAGAGUAGAAUAGGAUCUGAGGCAAAUAUCAGGGACAAAAGGGAUGAAAAAGUGAAGCCUCUUAUACUUUGUGUGCCACAACAGUUUGGCCCCAAUGAGCAGGGAUAAGAGUGGGCAAGAAUGAUUUCUAGCAUAAUGCUCAUGCAAUUCACAGUUGUAUUUGGCCUUGAUUACAGAAGGACUCCAAAGCCCUUUCCAGAGCUGGCUCCAUGCUUCAGUAACAUUAAUUUGGUUUGAAUAGACACAAUGCUUUCCUAUAUUGUGCCUGUUUAACAUACAUCUAAGCUCUGAUUGAAUUACCACUGAUUGCAUUUUUUGCACCACAUUGCCAUUUAGCUCCCACUUUAUAUAUUUAUUUUCCCUAACCCUUGUGUAUACAGUACAUAUUUGCCAACUCAGAUCUCACUUCCUGCAUCUGACAAUUAUUCUUUUUAAGGUGCCACAGGAUUCUGUUCUUGGUGCAACAGACUAACACAACUACCCCUCUGGAAAAAUUGGUCUCUGGCAUGUCUGUCAGUGAGGGCUUUGGGGUGGAAAGUUACAGGAGGGGGGAAAAUCCUCUUAUUUGCCUUGCUUUCUCCCUGCCCUCCAUUUGCUUAGUAAAUUAAUGUUUUAGAUCAUGUAUGUGUGCUUGGUAUAGGGCAGUAGGAUAAGAGAUGGUCACAUCAGAAUUUUCAGAUCUCCUACCCUUGUGGAAAAAGCACUAGGGAUGCAAGUGACCCUCCAUCUCUUCCUCAACCCCCCAUACAAGUGGAAGCUGAUGGUUUUCUUUGCAGGCUGCCAGGGAAUGUUGGCAGCAGGGAGCAGCAUGUAUGCAAGAGCCCUUAGCCAGCUGGUGCUGGGAGUUAGGCUAAAGAGUUUUGGCAAAUGGCCAUCUGCCUAGGGACCAAAGAUAGGGGAAAUUGGAUGUAUAUUCUCUGAGGCCAAUCUACCCUUCCAAACAAAGUAUUUAAGUGGGGCUGCUUCCUUGCAGCUUGAAGGAUCACAAGAUGGGGAAAGUAAAUUAGCCUCCCAGAGCAAACUUUACUUGACCCCCCCCCUUUCACAUGUGAUAUGUUCAUAGGUCUCUUCUUUUUUAUAUGAGUAUUGAAGAUUACUAAUGUGAAAAUAAUACACAGGGCUGUGCAAGGGUAACUCUGGCUCAAAAUUCAUGUUGAGAAUCUUGCCUUCCGUUGUUUUGGGCUUUAAAUUUGGGGCUUGAAAAUAGAUGUGCUUAGAAGUUGGUAUGAAGUCUGGAGCCCUAUUUACGAACAGAGUUGUACAUUCUGUUGUUGCAGCUUCACCCCAAUUUUCACAUUUUAAUACAAGAUACUUUUAUCUGGAGCUUCAUUAUAUGUUAAGCAGGGCUGAUGUGAGUAAAAAACUCAAGGGUGAUAGUCAACUAAGUUUUACUUAAGAGUAGACACACUGAAAUGAAUGUACCUAAUGAAGUAAUGUUCAUUAAUAUCGGUGGGUCUACUCAGAGUAGUUCAGGGUUCUUGUUCCCAUGGGACAAGUAUGAGAGCUCAUCUCAUACUGGAGUGCAAAGUACAACCAAUCAAGCAGUGGGAAUUGUAAUAUAUAACCUCUUCCUGGAUGUUGAUUUACACUACUGACAAGAGUGGCAUAUGCUAGAUAUUUUAAACUUCUCACUACACUGCAUGCUGUGCCAUCAGGUGAGAGUUCCUCUUUUUUUUGUUAUAUUUUGCUACCCAGGGAAGGGAAGCCCUAUAUUUGUCUAGCUCAGGGAAGAUUUCUGUAGAUUAAUAAAUCCUUCCAUGUGUGUGCUUCCUUUGUUCCUGUUAAAAUCACCAUGUGUUAAUAAGCUUUUAAUUUGCACUUAUCCUUGCUGACCAUAAGAAUGUCAGCAAGAUAAAUGCAUGUAAAGGCGUUCAUUCUGGUAACUACACAAGAAAGUCCUGAAUGACAAAUUGCUGGCUGACUGAGAGAGAUGCGCCCAUUUGCUCUUUCAUCCAAUGCCACCAACUGUUUCCUGUUCUUUUGCUGAGGCAGGUAGGGAGAAAUGGUAUCUGCUGCUUCAAGCAGAGCAGGAUUCAGCUAUUACUCUUGUCAUGGCAAGUGUGGCACCACCCUCUAGUAAGCAUGAGGAGUGGCCAGCUUUCCUCCCAACUUUGAAAACCAGGGAAUGGGGAAGGAUCAUCCCAGAAAUGUCCAGGCAAUCACUGCCCCCUUCACCUCUCUAAAGUUGGGAGGAAGGCUAGGGAUGGUAUUGAAGUUGUGUGAUUCAAGCCUGUGCUAGAAAUUCACCAGGCACAUUUUGUGACUGGUGCAGGUCCAAUUGCGACAUGUGGAGAUCUGUGGAUGCCAGGUUGGCAACUUACAUCUCCAUCUGGCUGGCCCCUCCAGUUAUCUUGAGCAGGUAAGCAGAAGAGCUUAUUUAUUGCAUUUAUAUCCCACCUUUUUCUCCAAAGACUACAUGGUUCACCCUCCAUCUCAGUCAAUCCCUACAAUGACCCUUUGAGGUUAGGUUAAGAGGCUGUGACUUGUCCAAGGUCACCCAGUGAGCUUCAUGACUGAGUGGGGAUUUGAACUCUGAUCUCCCAGGUCCACACUCUGACCGCUAUACCAUACUGGCUUCCUAGAGUACUUCUGCUAUUGGGCUGCUGUAUAAAUUAAAUUGGUAAAUAAAUAUUGUGAAAGCAAAACAAUGUUUAGAGAAGGAUAUUAAAUAUUUUCCUUGGAUCUUGAAUUUGUUUUAUUCUGGAUUGUUUUAUUUGAUGUUUUAAUGUGUUGUAAACCACUUUGAGAUUUUUUUAAAAAUCUCAUAUGUAUGGUAUAGUGGUAUAGAAAUGUGGUAUAGAAAUGAAGUUAACAACAACAAACACAUGACCAUAACCUAGGUUUAAAGUGCAAUUUGUCAAUUAGCUUAUAUAUCUGAGUUUCUAACACUUAUCCAAGCCUCCUGGAGUUCUUGGUCCCAGAGGGACAAACCAGCAAUACCUCUCCCUUCCUGCUUAUGGACGUCUUGGGUGCUAUUUGAAAGCAAGUGCUGUUGCCUUCACCAGCUGAAUCCCCCACAUUCCUGCCUCUCUUUCCCACAAGAUAAAGAGGCCUUUACAGUUGUUGCUUGGGAGACAGGCCCGGAGCUCUGCUUCUGAGCAGCUGAUAAAGCUGACAUGAUCCUAAGCACUCUUUUCUGCAAGAAAGAGGUGGUAGGGGUUCCAGCCACUGCUUGAUGAUGGUGGUCCCCUGCUGAGUAGUGGCUGAAGUUUGCAUGUUCCCUGAAGGCGAGGAAGGUGGGGAUGUUUCUUGAGCCUUUGCUUGGUGGAAGGGCCAGAGCUCUCUCACUAAGCAUUGGCUGAAAUUCACAAGCUUCUGGCUUGCAGGAAAGGUUGGGCAGGGGGAUAACUUCUUUUGGUGUUGGGCAGAGGUACUUGCUUCUAACAAGCCAGCAGUGGGGAAGACCCUCGCAAUCACAAUUUUUGGAUUGGCUGACAGUACCAGCCCCAAAUCUUAGACGAUUUAGAAGCCAUUAGUCCUAAAAAGGCUGCUGUUACUUCUAGGAAUGGAUUUCACUGGUCAAUUCUUGCUCUGGCUGUGCAGGAAGAAAUUAGAUUUCAUUCUCUUGGACCACUCUUAACUAAUUUUAAAUGAGAAGUAAAACUGUUAUCAUCCAGUGUAAAGAAUAUGCAAACUGCCAGCAGGGGUCUUAGGCAGAACAGUGCAGAACUAGGGAAAGAACUCUGCUGUGCAUGGUGCUUUAGAAAUUCUGGCUUCCAUAUUGUUGAAUUCACAAGACUGCAUUUGCUGUUGCAUGUAAAGAGAGUCAAACACUUGUAAAAAAAAAUUAAAAUCCUUGACUGUGGCCUGUGAAGUUGUGUCUGGCCAGCAGAAUAAUCUCUUAUUUAAAAAUCUUUGUUUCUAGUCUAAAUAUUAUUAAAGCAAUUGGAGGGAAAAAAACGCAGUACUCCUCUAAUAAUCCAUUAUGCUUUUUCUGUGAGCAUGAUGAAGGGACAGUAGUGAUAUCUUGUAUGCUGGGUAGAAGAGGUUGUUGACUGGAUGUAGAAAGUGAGAGAAAAGCUUUUACAGUUAGGUAGAUUAAAAGUCAAAAGUACAUAAAGCUAAAGGAUGUGUUGGUUUUUUGCUCCCCACCCCCUUCAAAUCUAGAAGAUUAAGACACAGUCUGCCAAAGCAAUUACCACUUCAUGUGAAGGUAAAGGCAACGAUUACCUAGGAUCUGCAGAUUUGUUUCAUCCAUGUCAAUUAGGUUUUUGCCUAGGGAUGUGCGGGUGAUUACAUGAUGUCAGCAGAGAGCUGGGGUGGUAUAGUGACUAAGAGACUGAGCUACAAAUCAGGAAGCCCUUUAUUCAAAUCUUGAAUUUUGAUGGCUUUAGGCAAGUCACAUUCUCUCAGCCUUAGCCCCUAACCACAACAUGGGGUAAUAAUGCUGUUUUACUUUACAGGGAGUCUAUAAAAAAUAUCUGUAUUCAAGGUGUGUAUAUAAAGAUGAAACUGUUUGAAUGCUUUGCUAUAUAAUAUAUUUUUAGAAGAGACUAAAUAUGUUUUCAGUAAGAGGCUGAGUGUGUUUCGCUUUUCUCAUUCUCUCUUUCUUGUAAUAAGGGAAGCUGAAUUCUACAACUUCUAUAAAUUAUGAAUAUUCAGCAGAUAUGCAUGAUUCCUCUUACUGUACUUUGCAUAAUUCUGCGAUUUUUACUCUUCUGCAUAACUUACAUUGUUUUUUGUUUGUCAUGGAGAAGGCACAAAGCUUUACAGUGUGCUGAAGUGCUGUUCUCUUAACUACUGGAAAUCAUAUUCUGCAAUUCCUCUGGCUUCCGACAUUUCAACAAGCAACACCCACACAUUUCCAAGCAUAUCUUUGCAACAUUAAUGCUUCUUUUUUUAAUAAAAAACUCUGUGUACAUGUUCAUCACAUAUGAUUAUUAAUAUGUGUGACUUAUGUUGCAUAUACUGAAGUGUGUGCAUUUGGCACAUGUAGCUGUGUACAUAGGAUUUAUGUGCAAUGUAUGUGAAGGAUGUUCUUAAAAUGCGAAGUUGAUAUGAUCCUUAAAGGCUAUACAGUGUCUAUAUUAGAUGUUUGUCAUCAAUAGGAUCUUAGUGAAGGUGGAAGUGAUGCUGAUGCGAAUCCCUUGGAAGAAUUCAAAGACACUCAUGGAGUUAAUGUAACUCAUGUCCUGCUCUGUGGCCGAAUGAAUUAAUUUGCACAAUUCCUGAUAAACAUCUAUCCUGUUUUCACACAAUCAUUUAUAUGAAAUCUUACCACUUGUUAAGGUCACAUUCCUACAUGUAUGUAUAAUAUAUAUGCAUUACAUAUAUACAUUUUGGUGUGAAGUUCUUCAUUUUGAAUAAUCACUACGGAAGUAACAAAGUCAGUUUAUCUCUUGAUGAACAGAGCCAAAAGUUUAAAAAUUGCUUUACCCAAAGGAGCCAACAUAUAUACAUACUAAAUUUGCAAGAACAGUGAAGUCAGACUUCAACUGUAAAACUAUUAGAUUUAAAAGAUAGGCCCACUCUCAUGUCAGGAUUGUGUGUGUAUCUGGGGCUGUGAGCACCCUUGCAAAGCACUGUCUUUAGUCACACUUGUAUUCUGCUUUUGUUCCAAGGAACUCAGGAUGACAUACAUGGGGGAAUUAUCCCAAACAACACUGUAGAUGAAGUUAGGUUGCGAGUGAGCUUUAUGACAGUGGGACCCAUGUCUUUGGUCCAAAGCCAACUUGUGUCUACUACACUAUGUUGGCAAGGCCCUGUCUCCCCCCAUGUAAUCAGUUGUUUUGGUAAUUACCGUAUUUUUCCAUUUAUAAGAUGCCCCCUAGUUUUGGAGACCCCAUAUUUAGAAAAUGGACAUAUGCACUAUCCGUGUAUAAGACGCCCCCAGAUUUUUAACCUUAUUUUAAAGUAAAAAAACCUAGUCUUAUACGGUACCUAUGUGUGCUGGAUUAGAAUGUUGAUUCCCUUGUAUCCUAUUUGCUAAUACUGAAGUAAAAACUGAGGCCCCACCUGCUCAUACAUGUCUUGUAGUUUACUUGCUGCUCCUAAGCAGCAAAGGAGAGUGGGAGUUGGCGCCUGCUGCAGGUGUUCUGUAGCUUUGUUGUUUUACCUCUUUCUCAGGUGUAGCAUCUUUAUUAGUGUGAAGUUGUGACUGGUGUCCCACUUUAUACAUAUUGUAAAUCUCUUUUUGAAGCAUACAACGCAAACUUUGUAAUAGUUUCUUAUUGAGAAUAACUAGAGUUUGACUACAUAUCCUGUCUAGAUGCUUUGUUGUGCAGUAGUCAUUGGAACAUGUUUUGCAAUUUCCCUUUAGAUUAUAAGUUAGCAAGAGUGUGCUUGGUCAGCUGGAGAUAAAUCCAUCUGCUGAAGGGAAAGCUUGCCACAUUGACUGACUCCUCAUCCCCCUAGCAAGCCUAUGGUAUCUCUCAAUGCACCCUGACGCACUGCCGCCAUCUAUAAAUGAGUGAAGUCUUGGCCUUUGGUUUGGUGAGUGGGUUGGACUGCCUGUGGAGUUGUUACUGGGUGGAUUGUAUUAAAUUGCCUGAAGUGCUGGGGAAGCACCACAUGGCCUGUGUGGAGAAAGCUUCACAUAUGCUGUACCCACUCAGUGCCACAGUUUUUCCUAACUUCAUAUAUAUGCAGUGAUGGAGACCAAGCUGCUAGUAAAUGAUGAGGAACAGGAUCUUGGGAUUGUGAUGGAGAGCUUCGGGACCAUCCGGUGUACUGCAGCUGUGAAAAAGGCAAAUUCCAUGUUGGAGAUCAGCAGGAAAGAGACAAAAAUUAAAACCCCUUGUGAUCUGGAUGUGUCUGUACAAAUCUAUGGUGCAGCCAUAGAGCUGGAACAACUCCAUGAGGAAAAGUUUGAACGCUAGGUUCUAUUUAGUUUAGAAAAAAAGGUGAAUUAGUGGGGGAUGAUAGAAGUGUAUAAUGUUAUGCAUGGUGUGGAAAUUUUGUCUCUCAUCAUACUAGUACGAAUUGCUACUAGUCCUGGUAGCUAAACAUUGCUUCCUGAAUCAGAGGUGGCAUGCCUUUGAAUCCCAGUUGCUGAGAAAUAACAAUGAGAAUGGGACUUGCACUCAUGUCCUGCUUUUGGCCUUCCCAUAGGCACCUGGUUGGCCACCUUGGGAAACACUGUGGUAGCCUAGAAAUACAGUUGAUGUGGUCCAACAGUGUUCUUAUUUUCAUGGUCUUCAGAAAAUAUAUGAAAGGAAAGAACCUUUUCUACCCGUUUGCAUGUUAGUUCUUUGAAUGUGAGUGUGUAAGUGUAUCAAAAUUUGUGAGUUUAUUCCACUUGAUACAGAAGACUGAGUAAUCUGAGGCAAGUGAGAAGCAAGAAUAGUAGCACAAAGCUCUUACUACAACUUUGUAAGACCAGUAUUAUAGCAGAUUACUAGUUUGAGUCAUAUACCUAAAGGUGUUCUGUAUUCUGUGCAGUUUGAAAGAACCAGGGAUAAGUCCAUUAAUUUCUUGCAGCUGCCUUUGCCAUCUACUCCACAUCACUGAGAACACAUUAUGACACAACACAUUCUGAGAAGCAAACCUAGGCUCAUAUUCCCUGGCUUGGCUAGCAUUCCAAUCCUCACUUUUCUGGAAAGGAAACAGGCUGGCUGGCUCACAUGCAGUCUCUCAUGUGAAACCCAGGCAAAAACAGUGUUUCUUGACAGACAUUUGAGACCUCUUGUAUGAAGUUUGGAAGGAAAGAACUAAGCUGCUUGGUUUCUGCUCUUCAGUGGCUAGGGAACACUCCAGGAGCAGUAGAAGGGGUUCUAGAGGGCUUUCUGUCUAGUCUCUAAAGGGCUGUAAUAGAGCAUUUUAUUCUGUGCCACAAAGUAAUCCUAUUUCCAUUGUGAACUUGUGUAGGUACCCAAUCUCCCUCUUUUUAUAGUGUGUGUUCAUUACAGGUGACUAGACAAAUGGCUGUGUAAAGCCAGGGUAUGCAAUAAGAGAUAACUGGCUAAGUAAAGCAAUUGAGAGAUAUUUUAGGGUUUAUGAGUCUUCAGUGUGAUGAAUUGGACUCAAAAGACCAGGGCCAGCCUAGAUUCUGUGCUGAACUGUGUUGAGCUUUGAAGAUGAUAAUGCAGCACAUUACACAAGGAAAAGCUUAAGGAACUGUGUUUGUUUUAGCCUACAUGAUGCAAUGUGUGUGUGCAUGUGUACAUCAAAAUUUUCCAAAAGAUUUAAUUAUCAAAGAAGGGGAACAGGUCAUUAAACCAUUAGCCUAAAAUACAAGGUUAGAUAAUAGGGGAAAUGGCCAGUUUUCAUAUUCUAGGUGCAUAUAUGCACGCGCACCCCCAUACCCCACAGUGAAAUUUAUUUACUACCAAAUUUACCCGUAUUUUUCGCUCUAUAACACGCACCCGACCAUAACACGCACAUAGUUUUUACAGGAGGAAAACAAAAAAAAUAUUCUAAACGAAACAGUGGAUGUAUGAUUUUUGUGGUUCAUGCUGUGGCCAAAGACAUGUGAUCUGACGGUGAGUUUGAGGUAGCCCAAUGCAAAAAUCCUGAGGAUCCAUGUGGAUCCAUGCUUUGUAACCACGUUUUUGCACCACUGCGGCCCCAGGCAACAGUGGGUACGUGAUUUUUUUGGUGCAAGCUGUAGCCAUGGCCAUGCUAUGUGAUCUGAUGGUGAAUUUGGGGUGACCCAGUGCAAAAAUCCUGAGGAUCCAUGUGGAUCCGUGCUUUGUAACCACGUUUUAAGUGGGGAGGGAAGGAAAAGCACUCAAGGGACAAGGAACACGCGUGGGGUGGGUGGAGAAGGAUGCUGUUAAUUAUGGCGAAGAGGGGUAUAAGAGGAGAAGGCUCCUCUCCUCUCCCACUUUGCUCCUUUAAAGCAAGCAGGCUCUGCUUCUCUCCUUCCUCCCCACUCAGCUUUGCUAUUUCAAAGCGAGCCACGGAAGAGGGAAGGAAGGGGAAGCAUGAUCCUCUGCUCACGACUGCAGCAGAUCCCCCCGCCAUCUGUAGGCAUUCGCUCCAUAACACGCACAGACAUUUCCCCUUACUUUCUAGGAGGAAAAAAGUGAGUGUUAUGGUGCAAAAAAUACGGUAACUGUGCAAAUUGUUUUAAGUUGUUUUUCAAAAACCAAGUUCAAUUUAGUUUGAAAAAAGAGCUGCUUAAUGGGCUACCUUUGAAGGUGACCCGGAAACUACAACUAAUCCAGAAUGCGGCAGCUAGAUUGAUGACUGGGAGUGGCUGCCAAGACCAUAUAACACCGAUCCUGAAAGACCUACAUUGGCUCCCAUUAUGUUUCUGAGCACAAUUCAAAGUGUUGGUGCUGACCUUUAAAGCCCCAAACGGCCUCAGCUCAGUACACCUGAAGGAGCUUCUCUACCUCCAUUGUUCUGCCCAGACACUGAGGUCCAGCGCCCAGGGCCUUUUGACGGUUCCCUCACUGCGAGAAGCAAGGCUACAGGGAACCAGGCAGAGAGUCUUCUCGGUAGUGGCGCCCACCCUGUGGAACACCUUCCCAUCAGAUGUCAAAGAGAUAAACAACUACCUGACAUUUAGAAGACAUCUGAAGGCAGCCCUGUUUAGGGAAGUUUUUAAUGUGUGACAUUUUAAUGUAUUUUUAGUCUUUGUUGGAAGCCGCCCAGAAUGGCUGGGUACAAAAUAAUAAUAAUAAUAAUAAUAAUAAUAAUAAUAAUAAUAAUAUCCAAAGUGCAAGAAAAUGUGUGUAUAUGCAUGCAUCAAGAUACAGUUUCCUUUCAAGCAACUCUUACAAUAAUUAAUCAGUGGUCCUUCUAUAGUAAAUAAUAGCUAAUUUCUUGUAGAGGAAACUUUAGAAAAUCCAGGUACCCUUACUCAUUUUUGUAGAAUGAAAACACCAGCAAGCCUGUUUUUCAUUGUAAAUGGCCUUCUCUUAUUGCCAAGUCUUCUUACGUAAAAUCAGUUGUGAAAUGUUGUGAAAAAUAGCAAAAAUAAAACAUCCCGAGUCUCUUACAAUUCCUGCUCUUAUGCUUGUCACUGUUGUACAACUGCUUCUCUUCAGCAGCUGUAAAUGAUCAAACAUGCAUGUGAAUGAUGAAGGUAUGAAUACAGGAAUUUAACAGACAGCCAUGUUAAUUCUUUUCCUUUGAAAUAUAGAGAAAACAUAAUCUGUCAAAUAGGGAAGGAAGGAAAAUAUCAUUGGAGAAAGGAAUGUUCUCUCCUAUCUCCCUAAGAGUGAUUGAGACAAAUCCUAGUAAAAACUAGCCAGGAUCUCAUUUUUCAAGAUCUUUUCAGGGUAUUUGUUGCUGAUACAUGCGCAUGCUUUUUCUGGACUCUUAAGUGAUUGAAAGUAGCAGGCAGGUCAUAUCCCUUCAUUUCUGUGUUGCUUCUUGCUGCAUGUUGUUUGCUGCUGCAUUAUGCCAAGUCCUUUAAAAUAAUUUUUGAAUAUAUUCAUUCUUGCCUUAUUUGGCGUUUUUGGUGACAAGUAUUACAUAUAAGCUCUUCUGCUGUUGCUAUGCAACUGUUAAAUCUAAUAUUUAAUAUUAAUAAAAAUCAAGUGGCAUUACCAUUGGUGAGAACAGUGAACAAGGUGGGAUUCUAUACCGUCCAGGCUGUGUAACCCACUUGGCAGACAUUGUGAAUUUUCUAUUGCAUUCAUAGCAAACUCCAUGGGACAUGAAUCAUUGGUAAUUACUAUUACAGAUAUUGUAAGAGGUUUGGGUGUGUUUUUUAAAGCAUUCAGCCUUGCACAGAACUAAACUGACUGUAAUCUUAAGUAGUAACAUUUAGAUACUAACUACACAUUACAUGCUUUUGUAUCCAAGCUUUUUGUCUACCCCACCCAGUUUUUCCAGUUUAUAUUCUUGAGAAAUUAAAAACCUAGGAAAAGCUGCUGAUUUCAUGUAUACAUUUUUGAGGGGAGGGGAGUCCAUGGAUUUAGAAGAAAAACAAACAUAAAGUCAUAUAGGAAUAUCUAAUUUUGGAUGGUCUGAUACAGCCUACCAACUAAAGCUUCUGAUAGCAAUGGUACAGAAAGAGAUGUAGGAAAACAAUAGAUAUCCCAGAUAACGGAUAAAAGAACAUCAGCAGAAUACAUUAUCCAUUUAUCCUGUUAACAUUACAAUUAUGGGGAAGGGAAUGGUUUUUAAAAAUAUCCCUGGGAAUAUUUCAGCUUAUCCCAUUUUUAUAUUGCCUGCUAUUCUAUCAGGAAAAGAAUCAGCAAUAUGAAGAUAGAGAGUUUAAGGACCUAUACAGGUUAGGAGACUAAUAUGCCUGAACAAACAAAAAACCAGGAUAGCCAUUUAAAUAACAAUUGUAAAAUAUAAAGUUGCUGACUACAAAUUAGUUUUUCCUCUGACAUUAAAGUAAGAGCAGAUGCAAUCAGACUUGUAAUAGAAUAUGAACAACUACUAAGCAUAUAGGGAUGGCUUCAUAUAUAGAAGAAUAGUAAAAUAAUCUACGACACAACAGAAGGUAUAGUGGCUAUAGGAAGAAAAGACAUGGGGGAUAAACUACAAGGAGAACAAUGGGAAUCUAUGGACUAAAAGACCCUUUAAAUCUGUGUCAACAAAGAUUAGAAUGCAGUCAAAAUCACAGAUGAUAUUUAACACCAUUAGAAAUACGCCACAUAUACAGUUUGCCAAGCCCUCAGUGUUAUAGAGGAUGCCUAGAAGUGGCAAUGUUCUAACACAUGUGAUGGAAAAAAACAAUUUCUGGCAAUUUGAAAAACACUUUCUGGCAUUUUUUUCUGUGUGUAAAAAUAUUACGGCAAUGCAUAGAUGUACGCCCAAACUACCAUGUGAUUUGAAGGGCAGAACAAAACUAUGCCAUACAAAGAAAUGUUACUGUUUAUCUCACCAGCAAGUUGUAGAUCAUUGUGAGAAACUGGAAGACAUAAGUAAAUCUUGCUAGAACAAUGGUAUUGCAAGCUUUGGAAAGCAGGCUAUUGGCAAAGCUAACAAAACCACUGAUUGAGGCAGGAAAAUAAACAAAAAUGAUUUUAUUGAAUAGUGGAAGUAUUUUAUAAUUUAGAGUAACAUAGGACGUCACCAUGGAAUAAUGAACAGGAACAAAAUUACAUGCGUGUACAAGUAGAAUUUAAUAAUAUUUGGCCUGCUUUGCAUAUAAUGUAAAGCCAUGCUUUGUUUAGCCUAGGUAUGGUUUGUUGACACGGAUGGCACUGUGGUCUAAACCACUGAGCCUAGGGCUUGCUGAUUGGAAGGUCGGCAGUUCAAAUCCCCGCGACGGGGUGAACGCUCAUUGCUUGGUCCCAGCUCCUGUCAACCUAGCAGUUCAAAAGCACGUCAAAGUGCAAGUAGAUAAAUAGGUACCAUUCCGGCGGGAAAGUAAAUGGCAUUUCCAUGUACUGCUCUGGUUUGGCCAGAAGCGGCUUAGUCAUGCUAGCCACAUGACCCAGAAAAACUGUCUGCGGACAAGCGUCGGCUCCCUUGGCCAGUAAAGCGAGAUGAGCACUGCAACCCCAGAGUCGUUCGUGACUGGACUUAACUGUCAGGGGUCCUUUACCUUUAUGGUUUGCUGAACUUGCAGACCCGACCCAAGAGACUAACCAUGGUUUCUUUUCUGGCUAUGCUUUGAUAUUAUGUCCAUACUCUAUAGCCUCACUUAACAAUGCUUUGUUUUGCCACCCCACCUCACUCACCAAGUUACAAAGGCAUGAGGCAAGAGCAGGUGGAGAAACAGGCCGUGACUUGUUUGCUUAUGUGUGAAACAGUUCAUAUAUAAAUGCAAAUAGAUAGAAAGAUAGAAAGAUAGUUUGUUGAACAAAGCAUGGUUGAAACAAACCAUGGUUUAGUGUUAUAUGCAGACACAGCCAUUCUCUUGUGGAAAGAGUUAAACAAAAUAUACCAGCAAAAUACAUUAUUGAGUUAUUGUUGUUGUAAAGCAAAUACAAAUAUUUAUAUAACAUCUACAUGUUACAUUGCAUAUGUGCAUGAGUGCCCCAACACUUUUUUCUUCAAAAAUAAAUAAUUGUCAUUUGCAGGAAGGGACAUUUCUCUGCUUGCCAUUUCUAUAUUUCACAGAUUCUUCUCUGGCUUUUAUUUUUUAUAAUAAUAAAGCAAACGGUUCUCUGUUGCAAACAUGUGCAUAAUAUACAGAUAGUCUUUUAGAAUUUUAACUUUUUCUUAGUAAUGAUGUUUCCCCAGACUUGACUGUGACUUAUAUUUCUGUCAGUUUUGCUUUGUAACUUUUAAAAGUUAGCAGAGUAAUUGUAAGAUAAUGAUGUCCAGCUGCAUCCAUUGUAUUUUGGCUUAUUGUGUGCUCAUUGCAUUACACACAUGUAUAUUUAUUACACUUCCCCCUUCUUUUCUCUGUAUUUUUGUCUCUUUGUUUGUGCUUCACCCUGAUAGAUUUGUUGUUAGCUGAUCAACAUUGAUCAAGAGAUGCUUCUGUUAGCAGUUUCAAUCCACAGUAGCAAUUUUAACCUCUUAUUAACGUUAAAUGAUAGAAGUGUGUUCUAAGUUUUACAUCUGAUACCUAAUGACUGUAACACAUCCAAAUUUGCAAUAUGGUUCUUGUGUAUACUUUAUAAAUGAAGGUACAACCACUGGGUUGUGAAGCUUGUUGGAGAGAGAGAGUCAUGCAUCUCUAAAGCAAAAUUGCCCUAUAUUACACUCUAUUGUGGCUCCAAAAAUAGCUGUUUCAUUGCUUUUUUCAAGGCUUUCUUGAAAAAAAAUCAUUUUCUUUCUUGACUUCAAAUAUUGCAGUAAAAGUAGAAAUUAUACAAGUGCAAUACUGUUAAGUAUAUGUGGAAAUUGUACUACAAAAUCCCAAAAAUGUGUCUUAUUUUUCAGAGCAAACUCUCUGGCAGAAUUAACAAAUGUCUCCUAAAAUGUCCCUGGUAUAUAUGUGUCCCUGGUAUAUAUAGGUGCUCCUUUCCUUAUGGUAUGGGUAACGGGUAGCUAGUUUGGCUAUCUCUUUAGCUGCAAGCCAUGAUUUAGAUUAACAAUGAAUUUACAUUUACAAAUAGUGGCAAUAAUUGGGUGGUGGUGGUAGAAUCUUUUAGAACACAAACACACUGCACUCUUUAAAAAGGCAUAGAAAAUCUUCUCUGUAAUAAACAAGCUCAUACACAAUGCAUGCACACUGUAUUUUGCUGUUUCCUUUGCACCUUAGUGGCUUUCCUUUUUCUAAGAAAUACUAAGACUUUAAGUUAAAAAUCUUUGCUUUAAAAUGGGAUCUAUAAGAUGAGAAAAAUACAUAUUUUUAUAACCUAAAAAGAGUGGUAGAUUUUUGUGGAAAAAUUAAUUGCAUUGAUACACAAACGUUUCCAUUUUUUCUACCAUAUACUUCUUAAUUAUUAAUAUAGUUAUUUAGUGUAACUCUUAAAGAUAAUAUACAUAAAGGCUCAUUUCUCCUCCCCCAAUUUAUUUGUCAUGAUUGACCAGGAGGCCUUGAGUUCAUUGCAUAAAAGCAUCCUAGGAACAGAUGAAUAAAGAACCAUUUUCAAUAUUCUGACAGUAACAUAUAUUAUAGAGAAAGCUAACUAUUCUUUCUUUGCUUUUAGGAUUUGAAAGUAUUCUAGAAGGGCUGUUUGGACCUGAAUUAUUAAAAGAUCUGAGUUUGUUUAAAGGUAUUACAUCUCCCCCCCUUUUUUUGCCUUGAUCUGCAUUUCUAAUGACAAAAUCAACCUCUGCUCUGCCUCUAGAAAUUGUAUGUUACCUUGGUGAUUUGUGCUUUUUCCCUCCCCCCAGGCAAUGCUCACAGUUAGUUUCAUAUUGGCUAAAAUUACUAAUGAGCAUGCCUUCAUCUCUGUAUAACUGGCAGUGGUUUUGGUGUUGCUUAGGAAAAUCAGCUUUGUGUGUAGGCAAAUAUUAUACUUUUGUAACAUUGUGGAAUUAAAAGCAUGACAAAAUUCAAAUUUGUGUUUUCUGAAUUUCACCAAGUGUCUUCUAAAUCAUGUAGUGAAUUGGGAAUGAGCUUUAGCCAUAAGCAAGUUGUGGUCUUUAUAGAUAUGAAGUAACGGCUUCUUCUUCUUCACAGACUUUGAGCCUGAAGGUGUCUCUGAUUGGUCUUUUGAUGAAAAUUGUCUUUUCUGCUGUUUGAGACGAGAGAAAGUGAAGGUAACAAAGAAAAUAUGCUCAGUUUUUUUAAAAAAAGGAUUUGGGUUUUUAUCUGGCUUUAGUUUGGCAAAAUAGUAAUGGGUAGAGGAACCUACAUUUGCUUCCUUAAAGUAAAAGGACAUCGAACAAAGGAAAAAGAAAAAGAAAAAGAAAAUUGGGCAGUGGAGGUCUUUUCCUUUUACUCAUUUCCUAUUUAGAGGAAUCUAUAUUGUCAAGGGGUGCUUAAAUUCUAUGUUGUAUGUGAAGGCAAAUGGUACUCAAUUCCUUCAGUGGUUGCCAACUGUGAGGUUCAGUCUAUAGGAGCUACCUAGCAUGUCACUUUGUCUGUGAUUGCAAUAUAGAGUCAUUUUUCCUAUGUGCACUCUGUGGAGAUCUAUUGCUUCACUGCAAUGAAGUUGUGCCAUAAGAACAACUGAAAGCUAUAUCUGCCAGAAUCUAACUUCUUUGCUUGCUUGUGGUUCUUGUAUAAGUACCUAGCAUGUGGGUAGAGUUCAGGCUGAUGGCAGCUGUUUCAUUCUCCGCACACAUUAAUCCACAAUUACCAAUAGAUAUUAUUAGCUUUGCACCUUCUUUUCUUGGCAUAGUGGACUGUGUACUACAUUCACAAGCUUUUCUACUAAUCUUUAAAUAAGCUAUGCACCUUUGUCAGUAAACUCAGGAGAUACUGCAGUUACUUGCGGAGUCCAAUGUCUAGAGGAGCGACAAGUGCCUUGCUGUUUUUGGAAGUAUCUUCACACUGUACAUACCACCACUGUCCUUUUUUGUAUCAUUAUUAAAGUGGGGAGAAGAAAGUAUUUUGUAAUUUAGGCAGAUCAGAAUGUGGACUGCUUGGAAAGCAGAUGUUAGUGACCCUAAUUUUAAGUGUAGGAACAGCACUAUGCUUAUGGCACUUCUCACCUCACUGCAAGUUCUCUACCUAAUUCAUUCUUGUUUCCAUUCUGAAUCCAUAUAUGGCUAUUAUAGCGUUAGGCAGGCGCUUCAGCUGAUGCAUGUAGGGUACAUAUCCUUAAGCCUAGGGUCCAAAGUGUGGGGACUGUGGUGCCCUCAGACACCUCCUUGGUGCCUGCCAAGACCCGCUGCCCUGCCUAAUAUUUAAUUUUUUAAAAACUGAUAAUUGUUUUGUUUGGGGGAAAGUUGCCUGCUUUUUCUUUGGCCUGCAUUUUGUUUGUUUUGGUGUGUGUGUGUUUCUGUGUCCAUGUAGGUGUGUUUGGCCUGUUUUUGGAGGAUCCUGGGCAUUGCCUGUUCUUCUGUGAAAUGGUCCUGGGGCUCAUAAAGUUUGGAGACCCCUGAUUUAUGUCCUUAUGCAGUGAAUAUUAAUCUGUUUUCAGGAAGAUGGAUAUGAAUUUGCAGUGCCCCUGUGGGUGGUGCUGUGGUGUAAACCACAAAGCCUAGGGCUUGCUGAUCAGAAGGUCAGCAGCUCGAAUCCCCACGAUGGGGUGAGCUCCCGUUGCUCGGUCCCUGCUCCUGCCAACCUAGCAGUUCGAAAGCAUGUGCAAUUAGAUAAAUAGGUACCGCUCUGGUGGGAAGGUAAACGGCGUUUCCGUGCGCUGCUCUAGUUUGCCAGAAGCGACUUUGUCAUGCUCCCUCGGCCAGUAAAGCAAGAUGAGCGCCGCAACCCCAGAGUCAUCCGCGACUGAACCUAAUGGUCAGGGGUCCUUUUACCUUUAUAUUUACUCAGUCAUGCUGAAGGUAUUGAACAUUUUGUCUGUUAGCUCAGUUCUAAAGUUGCAGAUUGUUUUUGUCCUGUGAAAAAUAAAUGCUAGAUAAAAUAAUUUUAAGCUAGGUUGAUAUGUUACAUGACUAGUGUUAGUAUGCAGUUGCCAUCCUAAGUUAUGAUUGCAAUUCUCUUUUGAGCUUUGUUAAAUGUAUUUUCUCUCAGGUGAUGGAGAGACUAUUCAACAAGGCACUUAGAGACAAAAGCUCUAACAAGCAUAACUUUGGGACAACGUCCAAUAUAUUUAUCUGCUUGCAGAAUAGGAUUUCUGAUUUCUUUUCUCCCCCUACUGCCUCUGUGUGCCCCCAGUAUUUGCUCUGGAGAGUGUCUCAAUCCUCUGAAACAGAUAGGAGGUUUAUAAGUGGUUGCAGGGGGAGGAGAGAAAGGAGAAGCCCUCUUGUGUGAGCACUGCAUUGGAUAUCACUGUUAGAUAAUAAGACAUUUGAGGAAAAUCUGGAGGGAUGAAUGUCCUGAUAAGAAAGGUGUGUUUUUUCAGAAGGUACAUUAAAAAGUUUUAAAAAUAGAAAUAUAUUUGGUAGGAGCUCUGUAAUUCAUUUUGUAUUUUAGAUGAGCACAGAACACUUAUUUUAAGGACUGGGUGACAGUGAACAAAUUGAAACUGAACCCAGACAAGACAGUAGUGGUCAUUUGGAAGGCAGGACAGGGAGUAGGGAUUCAGGCUGUGCUUCAUUGAAGACACAGGUUUGCAGUUUGGGUGUGCUCUUGAACUUAGCCCUGGGCCUGGAUGCCCAGGUCUCUGUGGGGGCAAGAAGUGCAUUUGCACAGUUCAAGAUUGUGUGCCAACUGUACCCCUUGAUCACUGGCCACAGUGACAUACUCCUUAGUUACAUCCCAUUUGGAGUCCUGCAACACACUCUACACUUUGCUCAGAAACUUCAACUGGCUCAAAGAGCUGUGGCUAGAUUGGGGCCCAGGGUUGGUUAUAGGAAGCAUAUGUCUCCCUUGCUAUAACAGCUCCGCUGGCUACCAGUCUGUUUCCAGGCACAAUUCAAAGUGCUGGUUACAACCUAUAAAGCCCUACAGGGCCUAGGUCCAAGCUAUCUGAAAGACCGUAUUCCCUCAUAUGAACCUUCCAGGGUUCAUAUGAGAACUUCAGAGGAGGCUCUUCUCUCAGUUCUGCCACCCUCACAGUCAUGCUUGGUAGGGAGCCUUCUCAGUGGCUGCUCCCAGAGUUUGGAAUCCCCUCCUUAGAGAAGCUACAUUGGCUCGCUUCUUGUUGUAUUUCUGCCUACAGGUGAAGAGUUCCUUGCUUCAACAUGUUUUUGUGAACUGACUGUUUUAAUGAAAGAGCUGAUGCUGUGUUGUAAUUAUUGGUAUGGUUUUAACAGAUUCUAUAUAUGUAUAUAGUUUUAAUUCUAUUGAUGUUUCAUUUUUUUAAAUGAUUGUUAUGUUUUUAGCAGUUCUUACUUUUAUCUGUAAGCUGCCUUGAGUUUCGUCAGAGAAAAAGGCAGGGGAUAAAUCAAUAAAUACUAACAUCAAGGUAUCAUUCUUUCUCUUUGUCAGAUACAAAAUAUCAAAACUCUCAAAAAAUUAUAUUUGGCCUUAAUUCUUUUUUAUUACCUAUAUUCAUUUUACACAUUUUAUGGGGAAACUGUUUUUUUUAAUUGGAAUUUUAUUUACAACAUAACACAACCCCCCACCCAAACCCCACAGUGAACAUAACAUACAACAAUAGAAACAACCAAAUAAAAGACUUCCUUUAUCCUGUAUCUGGCCUCCUUAUUUACUUCUUAUAAACUGUGUCCUUUAUGAAUAAUUAUUAAGAUUUUUCUAAUUAUAACUUAAAUAUCCACAAAGUCUCCUGCAGACAUUAAUCGAAACAAGUCCAGGUAUGUAUUUUAGGGCACUGUUUUGUGAAGUAUUCUCUGCAUUUCCCCCCAUGCUUUUUGAAACUUGUCUAGUGUGAUCUCUAAUUGCCUCUGUUAAUCUAGCCAGUUCAGUAUACUCUAACAGUUUAUCUUGCCAUUCCUUUUUUGUUGGCACAGUUUCUUUUUUCCAGUUUUUAGCAGUUAGGAUCCUUGCCGCUCCUGUGGCAUCAAGGAAUAUUUUUUGAUCAUCUCUUGCUAUGCCUGUGUCCGUUAUCCCUAGUAGAAAAGCUUCUGUAUUUUUCAUAAAGUUAUACUUAAACAUUUUGUUAAGCUCAUCAUACACUGUGUUCCAGAAGCUUUUGAUUUUUUCACAGGUCCACCAAAUAUGUAUGUUUCCCCUCUGUUUUACCACACCUCCAGCACAGAUUUGUUUUUGUCUUAUACCUUUUAGCUAUUUAAGUAGGUGUUAAGAAACUUUGAUGGCAUGCAUGUACUUGUGGUCUGUACUCCAUGACCCUUUGUACAGUUAUGCCGGAGUCCACUGAGGGAAGUAGAUCAGUCCCAUGUCAUGUUUAAGAAGCUGAAUAGGGAUCUGUGUGGAGUGCUCAUUUUGAUCUACAAGGGUCCAAGCUUAGCAGAAGUUUCUUUAUUGCAUAUGUGGAACCAUUUUUGUACUCUUCCCUUCUCUUAGACAAGAGGCAAUGAUGAUGCCUGUUUCACAGAGAUUCUGUCAUAGAUCAGUGAUAGGGUGUUAAGAUUGUAACCAAAGUGUCUGCAUUGCAGAUGGCUAUGCUGUGCGAUAAUGGUGUUGCUUUGCACUGCUUUUAUCAUUUUUAUUUAUAGAAAUAUUUAUAUACUGCCAACUCAUAAAAUAUCAAGGUGAUGUACAACAGUACUGUAUAUACAAUAAAACAUAACAUGCCAUGAAAACAAAACCCCCCCAAUAGUAAUCAUUAAAAUGAUUGGCUAAUCAGGAAAGUUUAAAUAACUUUAUAAACCUGUCAGCAUAAAAAGCUCUUCAUAAGACACCUGAAAGUCAGUAGCAAGGAUGCCUCCUGUUUCUUUGGUGGAAGAAUAUUCUACAGCAUGGGCCUGGCAACACUAAAUUCCCUCUGGUUGAAGCCAGUUGGACCUCUGUAACUCAGGGAACAGCUAUGUGCUCCUCUGGAUUAUCUUAAUGAUUGAGUUUGGAUAUAAGGGCUCUGGUGGUCCUUAAGGUAUCCUGGACUCGAGUUGUUCAGGGCUUUAUAUAUUACCACAAGAGCCUGGAACCUGGUCCCAGUAGCAAAUGGACAGCCAGUGCAGAUAGUUUAGCAGAGUUCUUACAUGCCAUUGGCAGUUUGCCUGCAUCAGCAGUCUAGCCAGUUGGUCAUCUAUGCCUUGCAGAAUGGCAUAUUAGGUGUAGAUUCUGUGUAUUACACUUGAGACUCUAGGAUAUUUAGGCUGUUCCUGUGAGUAUAUGGGUAUGGUUUGCAUAAGUUCAUUCUUAGAUGAUGCUGGUGCCACUGAUAAUGUUUUUGUACAAGUGCAAUAUGCUGAAUAGAUUUCUUGCUGGCAACAGUUUCAGAUGGUAAAUGAUAGAGGUAGCAGAGAGGCAGUUUAUUUGAGACAGUGGGGCGAGAGCCUAGCUCUGUGAGAGCAACAUCCCAACCUCAACUCCUGAUCUUUGUCUUGUUGGCUCUGUUCCACUAAUCAUACAAGUGGACCACAAAAUUUGGGUGCAAUAUUUUGUUUGUUCAUGACAAGUUUCCAAGUGCAGUUAUUGGUGUCCUCAACUGUGAAGUCCCACAGAGGAUGGGGAAACUAGUUGGAGUGGUUGACAGUUCAGUGACCAUUGUGGAUGGAAUGAGUCAGUGAAUGCUCAUAUCCCCAGGUCAUCUCUCACUUUGUGUUCAUUUCCCAUCUUCCCCUGUAUUUUCACUGUUGGCCAUUCAUUCUGUAUUUUAUGAGCCUAAGAUUUUAAGGUGUUCUAAUGAUUUAACUGUACACCACCUUAGUUUUUUUUUAAAGAGUUGGUGGAUUAUAAAUAAAAAUAAUUAUUUGGCUACAUUCUAGAAGUUGGCACUUCUAGGUGAGGCAGGAAUGAGGGGCCUGCCAGAUCAUCAUGGCUGAUAACAUUGGGAAGAUGUUAAACCCCAUUCUGGUGGCUAUUGCAGCAAGGCAGUUAGUGCCUCAGUUAUCCCUUUGUGGGCACUGUUGCAUACACAUGAUAUGUGUGAAGUCUGUGGUGGUGCGCAGGAGAGGUGUUCCUGGGCUUGAACCACCUCCAAUAGUGUCAAGUAAAUGGAUUAACUGCUUCAGCUCUCUCAGUUCUUCUGGUGGUUUCAAGUAGUGUUCAAUGAUUGCUUCUUCUCCAGGCUAUCUUAGCUGUUUGUGUGGUACCAAGUAGGGAAGCACCCUUGCCUUAGUGGGUAUUUCAUCGUAGUUUGCAAUGCAAAAAAGAUGCAUGCUAACAGUAGUAUCAGAUAGUUUGUGCCUGGGGUGCAUGGUGCCCUGAUGGUGGAACUCCCUUACCCUUCAUUUACAGUUGGCAGCAGUCCUUUUUUUCUGGGGGUACUCAAGGUUACGUAGUACCAGCACCUUUUUUCCUAGAAGAAAAGCACUGCUUAAAAAUGUGGCACUUAAUGUAACAACUUCAUGGCGAGCACUGGUACCUUUUUUCUAGAAGGAAACACUGGUUGGUGGCAACUCUUGUUAGCGUUCAGCUCUAGUUGAAGACCUACUUAACCAUCUGGGCUUUGGAUUGAAUCUGUGUCACUGCACUUUCUAAAUAGCUAUUGAGCUAUGUAUGUUUUAUUGUUCAUUGAUUGCUUGAUUUUUAAUUCAUUUUAUUGUGUUAUACUCUGGUUUCAGAUUAUUAUAUAAUCUGAAACCAGAGUAUAUAUAUAUACUCUAUAUAUUAUUAUAUAUAUUGUGUUCAUUGCAAAGGAGUGGAUUGGUCAGUGCACAAGAAAGCCUCAAUCUGUAUCCCCAUUCCAUCAGUCUCGCUGAGGAAUCCAUGACCCAUACAUGCUCCUCUUGUCAUUGUGGUCACCUCCAUAAUUGAGGUGGGGUUUAUAUGUUGGAAAAUUUAAUAUUAGGGACUGUAUGAAUCUUUCCAGAGGAGCAUAUUGCACUGAAGUUAUUUUUUAUUUAUUUAACAUUUAUUUUCAGUCUACUACAACAAAAGACUUCUAAGUGGUUUACAGUAGGCAGUCAUAGUUUACUUUAGUCAUGAUUAUUCUGCCGUGUAUUUUCUGGUUGUGCUUAUUAUGCAAGAAAGGAUAGUAUAGAGUUGUUAGAUCUAGCACCGCCAGUGAGCAGAGUGCUUGAAAUCCAAGGCCUUGGUUGUUUGUGCUUGGCAUUCCUUUAGUAGCUUCUCUUGGGGACUUACCUGGGUAUAAACAUUUCUUGAUCUUGGUGCUGAUCAUUGGCCCAUCCCUGUUCUGGGUGUAUGUUAAGAUAUACUUUGGUGUUAAACUGCCCUCCCCCUCCCUUGGUUACCAGUGCUGGUGCUUUGUGUUGCAUCUUGCGUUUUAGCUUAAGAGUUGAAAUUUCUGUUUGGCAUUUGUGUCCAGAUCCUAGGGCAUGGCUUGAGGGCACAUGUUGCAACAGGCUUGCUGAAGCUAAAGUAGCAUUGGUUCUGGCCAGUGCCUGAUUGGGAAAGCACUUGGGAACCCUGUCUAUGCACCGUUGAGUUGCCUUGUGGAAGAAAGUGUGACGUGAAUAAAUACUGUAGAAUUCCUUUGGAAAGUCAGAACUCACAAAUGUUCUAUUUUUCUUUGUUUUCUGUAGCACUUUUUUAUCAGCACCCUGUUAUCCUUGGGUUUGUGUACAGUACAUUUUCACUAAAGUUUCGCAUCACCAAGUUCUUUCUUGUGAUCCUACGUAUUGUGGUUCUAUAGGUCAAGAGUGGUGUAAGUCCUUGCUGUGAUCUGGAUACAUGAGAUAUCCUUCACUGUUGCUUUUUUGUACUAAGAUUUGCUGGGGCUACAUAAUACCCUACCUAGCCUUAGUCUGAGGGUGGUUGAUGUUUUGGAACUGUUGAGCAUGUUGUGUUUUGUGUUAUUAGCCUAUGUUUGACAGUGUGCUAUACACCAGCACACAGGGUGGUUCUUUCCUUGAAGACAUUUGGUGCCUAACUGUAAUUGAUCCACUUCUUUAUUCCUUCCUUACAAUUGCUUUUCGAUCCACUUUUGUCCUUCACCGCUAUAACACCAUAUUCAGUUGGCAUAUGUGGACAGCAGCAACCCUAUUCAAUGAAGCCAGUGUUACUGAAAGUAUUUUUUUAAAAAGUGCUGUGAGUUCUUUACUGAUAUAUACUAGCAUUAGGUACCUUGUUCUAUACAAGGUAUUUUUACCUGUAAGGAAAGGAUGGAUUUUCAGACAAAGCAGAAUAAAGUAGGGUCUUAAAAUUCAUGUGGGCACUUCUGUUUCAAAAAUUGAAUCAAACAGGUAGCAAGGUAAACUAAAUUGUGCCAAGAAAAAAAUAAAAUUAUUUAGCCUUUAUAAAUUAUGCAUAGGUUGAAGAGCUUAAGCCAAGCUGCUUAUUUUGCAUAAUUCUGGCAAGGAGUUAUGUGGGAUAUUAAAGGUAUAAGUUGCCUGAAGCACUUGGGAGAGUGUUUCUUAAGACAUGCUAGAAACUUUACCUCAUACCCAACCUCUUAACGGGCAUUGAUCAUAUAUUUUAAAGUCCUUUCUUUUUCUUUGUUCCCAUUGUGUGUGUGUGUGUUGAAGGGCAAUGUUUUGACGACCUUUCGGAUUAAGAACCUAAAAAUGGAUCUGUUCAUUCAGUUGUUCUCAGCAUUCUGUUUCCAACAGUGGUGAAUAAUAACUAGAAAGCUCAGAAACAGAACAGAAUGAUAAUGGGUGCCUCCUGUUGUUUCAGUUCUAGACUUUGAUUCUGAAGGGUAUGUUGCUUCUUGAACUUGAGCAUAACAUUUAGGUAUUGUGUCUAAUACUCAUUGAUAGGUUUAUAUCUACUAGAAACCAUCUUGUCUUAUAGAAAUUUCAUGUUAUUUAUAUAUUGUGUGGGGUGAAAUAAUUAUUUAUGAGAACCUACAAAUGGAAAGAGGUGUGUUUUCCCCCCUCCACUUAUUUUGUUACAUCAAAACUAGGGUGAGCACACCAUCUUGUCAUUUUCUUCACUUUAGUACAAGAAAGGCUCUACCGAGCAUUUCUUUUCAUUUCCAUCUAUAACAUUCAGGAACUACUUACACGUGCUCCCAUAGUUAAAGCAAUAUUUUAAAGGCUGUGCCCUUGAUUAUCAUUUUUGCACCUUUACUACUUCUAUGAUACCUUUUGGAGAUACUCACUUGCCAAUAUGGUUUAACAGCUGUAUAAUGUCACUGGGUUGAGAUGGUUAGACUAUUGGAAAGAGUUGCAUGUGGAUAACAUCAAACUGCAAUUUUUCUUUAUUUUGGAUCCAGCAGCAUCUGUCCUCAUCCUGCAUAAAUACCUACAGACUAUUUUGGAUAAGAAUUAAUCAACAGGGAUUUAAUGGCGACAGGGGGAAAUUCCUGUUGAAUGUAAUCACACUCCUCUUAAAGAACCUGGUUUGCUGCUUGGCAAUAUCUUCUGAAUCCAGGUUUCUUCUUGGAAAGGCCAGGUGGCAACCAUGGCCAGGAGUGCUAUCUAGUGGUUGCAUAUGGAAAGUAGGGACUUUGUAACUGUUUCCUGUAUUAGUGAUUUCACAAACUGCUGUGCUUGAUGUGGGAUUUCUUUUAAAGAGGUCUAUUUCAGAUGUAAAGUUCCCAAUUUCUUAAAUAGGGGUAAGAGCAUCAACAAACUGAAUUUCAUUGUGUGCUUAUGAUUGGGUUCUCAGACAGUCAUUUUUUCAUAAAAUCUUGACUCUGGAGAUUUAAGUUCAACCUUGACAGAAAAUGGAUAGGUUACCUACAUGCCUAACUGGGCAUGUGAUUUGACCUCAGUGUUGAUCAGUUUCCUUAGCUGCUUUGCAUGUACUCUCCCUAAAUAUAGUUUAUGAGUAGUGUGGUAGAGGUUUUGAUGGAAAGGGACUUUUAGGUGGGUGGGAGGAGAAAAAUGUAGUUUUUUUUGAGGGCAGGAGAAAGUGGUAAAAUUUUCAAGACUGGCGCAGAACUUAGUAGUAAAAGCAGCAGUGGCGACAUAAUCCCCCCACAUAUUUUCCUUGAACCAAUUUUCCCCUGCCCGUUCACAUAAUGUAGAGUUGCAAUCAGCAGCCAGGCAGGUUGCCAUUCCUCCACACACACCCCCAAUGCCUUGGUUGGAACAACCCUAUGUUUAAUCAGUUUGAAGUGAAAAUUUUGAAUACUUUUCCUUAUAUGGUAAAUUUUAUUAAAUAAUGAAAAGAUGGUUCUGUCUUUCUUGUUUUGUAUUUAAUAUUGUGACUUUGUUGGUGCAUUCAUCAUUUAAAAUGAAUUAAGAUUCUGAAUAUAUUUACUCGGAUGUAGCUGCCACUGAGUUUAGUGGAAACUGCUUCUUAAUAAAUGUGCAGCCCUAAAUGUUAAGCAGUGAGAGAUGGCUGACAAAUUCUGACGUAUAUUCCAAAUUGUAUCAGAUCAAAUUGUAUCACUGUCUUUACAGUGAGCAGUUUUUUUAAAGUCAGCAUAAAAAAGAAGAGGUGUUUAUAUUUUUACAUUUGUAUUAAAUAUUUUUCAUAGGAACACUUAGUCAGUCUGGAUGAGCCAGCUUUGGAAGUUGGGCACCAAGCUCUGCUUAGACAAGAGCAAGCGAAAAUCAUUCGGUUCGAGAGGCAAGCGGAAGAAUUUAUCCAUGCAGUCUUUUAUCGAAAAGGUUGGUAAUGAUGAAAGAAUGAAAUCAAUACUCUAACUGGCUUGCAUGCUUAGCUAACUGAUCUUUUUAAUAUACUUUUUUUGAGAUAGCCAUGUAUUAUUUCCAUAAAAUCUCAAGGUUUUUUAUCUGUACAAAUAAUCUAUAAAGGACACUGGUUGACACCUUUAAAUAUAUCUUGCACCUGACAUGCUUCCCAAGCACUUCCCAGAGGCCCAACAAUUUUCAGGCAUUUGUGAAGUGCUGCAUACAGAGAAGAACAAGACUUUUGAACUAUCUCCUGAGUCCUCUGACUCCUGUGGCCCAAUGUUGAUGUAUCAAUCCUCCGGUGUUAUUGUGAUAUUAGAUGAUUGACAUUUGGGCAAUCCUACCCACCUGUUAGAAGUUGGCUCACAGAGUUGAGGGGAGAUAAAGUUCUGUCCCACUGGGCCCAAAAGGCUCACCACCCUCUGGGUAGUUUGUCUCCAUGCAGGGUGCCAUGUGCUUUUUUUUCUAGAAAAAGAGGUGCCAUGAACACUUCUCUUUUUCUCUUAUAAUGGCAAUCACACCCACCUGGAACUGAGUUCUGGUGAGUUCUAGCUGAAAAAAAGCCCUGGUAGUGCCCAAGAUUUCUCAGGCAGCUGGACUGGUGGGAAGAGAAGAAUUUUGGGGAGUUAGUAAUAAUAGCAUUUACACAGUAGAGUUUGUGUUCAAAGUACCACACAUAUUAUCUCAGAACCAGUAAAUAGGCAAAUAUUAUAUCCAUGUGGUUAUGGGGAAGGUAAGAGAAAUUGUGGAUUUAAGAUGGCUUAUCUAAUUCUACCUAGAGAAUUUCGGCUUAGGUGAGAUUCACAUUGAUAAUUUAUUAGUUCAUGCUCUGUAGCUCAGCUUAUUUUGGUGGGCAGAUUAUUGCAGACCUAGAAUUCAAUUUGGGGACAUACAUAGGGUCUCUGUCUUAUGUUGGUAAAGGGCUGCUAUACUGGAAUGUGAUUCUUUAAACCUCCAUACAGAGAAAUACAUGCUUAAUUUGCCUCCCUCUUCCCAUUCCAGCAUUGAAGAAAUUAUUUCAUUCUUGUGAAUGUAUUAUAUCAUUUUUAAAUUCUCUGUGUUAAAAAUUGGGCAUUGUGAUCUUAAGGAGCUGGUGCAGACAUAGUGGCUCUUUUAAAUGCAGUUAAGAGAGGGAGCUGUAGGGAAUGGGUGCACAAUUCUGUAUGUUGCUUCAGAUCUUGAAGAUGCAAUUAAGAGAGCCCCUGAAGUAAGAUCUGUGCCUUUUUAUUAUCUUGCACUUACACGUUAUAAUAUUAUAGCUUUUUUAAAUUAAGAAAACCCACAACCCUCAGUAUCGGAAGUUGUCUUGCUUUAAAAUUUGUUCUACAUAAAACUUCCUUCUUAUUUAUUUAAUUUUAUUUUACCAUUUAGACAGUCAUAGGGUCUCUGACCCCAACAUUCCCCUAGUGGCCCGUGAGAUCAUGCAGCGGAUGAUUCGACAGUUUGCUGCUGAAUAUACCUCAAAAACUAGCUCUACUCAGGACUCCAGCUCGCCCAAUAGCACAAAGAACCAAAGCCUGCUGAAAGCAUCUCUGGUAGCCUCAUCCCCUGUGGGUGCAACGGCUCAAAAUCCUGUGCUCAGCAAACUUCUCAUGGCUGACCAGGACUCGCCCUUGGACCUCACUGUCAGAAAGUCUCAGUUGGAUCCUAGCGAACAAGGUAUGCCACAUUUCUGUUCAUAGCCCCUUGCAACCAUUUGCAAUUUGCUGGCCAUUAAUGACUAAGUAAAUCAUAGAACGGAAAGAAGAGAGGCAUGGAUUGAUUAGUAGUGCAUAAGGGAAUGGAGAAAAGCUGUGCUGAAAUUGGUGCGAAAGUGCUAACAGCUAUGUGCCCUCAUUUUAUUAAGCAUAUUCCAGAUGGAUGCUGGGUCUGCCAGAAAAGAAACUUACUCUCUGGGAAAUUAAUGGGUUUGAUAGUGUACUUCCAGCCUCCAUGUAGUGAAUUGUGCCUGUAAUCACACUUGGCAAGUAUUUUGGCAAUUUGCUCAUAAGCAGAAUGCAUGUAAUUGGAGCUGAAUACUCAAAUUGUCUUACAGCAGCCGCUUAGUAAAGGCGGUUUUAUUUACUUAAAAUAUAGUCCUUCGUGUCAAUUACAACUUUCUUUGUGUGUUUAGUUCUUUGUGUGUGACAUCUUUUAAGUAUGUGGUAUCCUGCACAUUGGGACGCGGGUGGCGCUGUGAGUUAAACCACAGAGCCUAGGACUUGCCAAUCAGAAAGUCUGUGGUUCGAAUCCCCGUGACGGGGUGAGCUCCCGUUGCUCCAUCCCAGCUCCUGCCAACCUAGCAGUUCGAAAGCACAUCAAAGUAAAUAGGUACCGCUCCGGCGGGAAGGUAAACGGCAUUUCCGUGUGCUGCUCUGGUUCGCCAGAAGCGGCUUAGUCAUGCUGGCUACAUGACCCGGAAGCUGUAUGCCGGCUCCCUUGGCCAAUAAAGCGAGAUGAGCGCCGCAACCCCAGAGUCGGUCACGACUGGACCUAAUGGUCAGGGGUCCCUUUACCUUUAUCUUUAUCCUACACAUAAGAGUGUGUCUUCUGGUGAAGGGCUUUAAACAAGAUCCACAGAUUUUGACUGACCUUGUUAGCCAGGAAUCAGUUGUGGUUAUCACUGGCCCUGUUCUCCACCUAGUCUUCCGACAUUCAAAGGAGAUUUGGUGCAGGGUCAGGACCUUGUGGCUUGUGUCAUUCUGAGCCCCACAAGCAUCAGAUUAGCCACUGUGAGAACAGGAUGCUUGACUGAAUGGGUCAUUGGCCCAAUCCAGCAGGCCCUUACAUUCUUCCAAAGUCCCGAACAACAUUAGAGAUGAGCCCCACGUUUCUCAUCUUAUACUGGAGGUAGCAGGUGGUUGCCAGCAUCUUAAGAUAUGGUAACUGCAUUUGUCAACCUCUGAUUGUGGUGCUUAUGUUAAAAGAAAACGUUGGUGCUGACCAAGUGCUUUUGAAAGAACAAAUGCAAGGUUGUAGCAGUUGAACAUUUUGUUCUUUCCCCUUGGAAGUGAACAUAUACGCAGUACUUUAAUGGACCUGAAGAAUUUUGCCCUUCAUCUUACAUUAUAAUGUAUGUUUAUUUUAAUGCAUUCUAGAGACGAGAGAAAUCCAUAAGCUAUUAAAAGCAAUUGUCUGCCCUAAAGUUGGAUUAUUUUGUAUGCCACUUGGACUUUGCUGAAAAGUCAAUACAUAUGUGUUAGAAAAUAAAGCAUUUUAAAAUAUUAUUGUCUAGCAUUUUCUUUUUAGCUUUCUUAAAAACCUUAAGAAAUUUUCACAUUCAGCUUAAGCACCUUGUCCAUUUUCUGAAUCAUUACGGUUAGGUAAUCCACAGUGCAAUCUGAUACAUGUUUACUAAAUAAAAUCCCACUGUGUUCAAUUGUGCUUUCUCCUAAGGGAGUGUGCAUCAAAUUCCCACUUUAAACCUGUAACUUCUUUGCUUUGUUUUCAUAGAAAGCUGAAAAAACCAUUCAUUCUUUCCAUUCUGGUAUUUCUUGAAAUAAUUUGUUUGCCCACUUGCCUUUCUGGUCUCAAGGCUACAUAUACCUAUUCCUGUAGCAUUUCCUCAUAUAAUUAACCAGAGAGAGUUCCACAUAUAUACAGAAUCCACUAGCUUUUAAACACUUUCUUAAGAUAUUGAACCAGAAACUUGACCCACUAGAAAUAGUGUCUUACCGACAAAUACUAUUAUUACUUAAGUCUUAAUGUAAUGCAAAUUAGAAUUAAUCUUUGUCACAGGUUGAUGUUGUUGAGUCACACUUAAUUUUGUUAGCUACUGUAAGCCUCAAAUCCUUGUAAGCAUGCACAGCUGGCUAUUCUCCACUUCUGCAUGUUAUUUCAUAUGUGUAAAACUUCACCUACACCAGACACAGAUGAAAAGUGAUAGUGAAAAGGAUUGUGAAUCUCUGCCUUGGAAGAAUAACAUGGGUCUUCUAGUUGGUUUUGUCGCAGAACCAAAGAAGUAUUUAAUUGGACAGGGUGUAACGAGGUACUGCCCCAUCUCUCUAUUAAUAAGUAGACCUUUUUCAGACCUUACUCUGGCCCCUUAAAUUGCAAAAAUACAUGUUGAAAAACUAAAUAUUCUUUAUUGUUAAACAGUAUAGAUGAUCUUGAAAUUUAGGUUUGCUUUAAAUAACAUUGCUUUGAAUAAUUAUGAACUUGAAUGUUUUCCAUUUUUGUGAGCCAAAUAGUACAUUUUAGCAUAUAAAUGCAUGGACAGCAAAUAUUAACAAACCUCCUUAACUGUACUAAUAAUGUAGUUACAAACAGACUUGAAACAGUUCCAAAAUUGUUUUGAUAGAGGAGAGAACAGAAAGAUUUAGAUUCAUAAUAAAGUUCUGGAUAAGAGUCUUAAAGGGGGUCUGUACAACCAUAGCUUUGGUACUUGUUUGCUGGAAAAGGAGACACUGUUUCACUGAGCUGCAGCUGCUAAAAAGUGAGUUCCUGUGUGCAUUAGAAGUUGCUGUAUACUCCAUAUGCUGGGAAUGGAGUUGGAUCCCUUGUGAGUUUAGGUGUUAUAUGAAACACAGCAGUAAUUCAUUGAGAAUCUAUCCAGCUUAUUAAGAAAAAGAAGAGAGAAUCUAUCCUGCUUGUAGGAUGCGGGCAUCUGUAAAUUUACAUGUUGGCAAAUUGUCUGGUAACUACUGUACACUUGCCACCACUUACCCUUCCUCUUUCCCACUGGCUACCUCUUAAAAGUUGUUAGUAAUAACAAGUAGCUUAUUACCUUCCAGAAUUGUGCAGCUUUUAAGAAUGUUUAUACUUAAGCUUCAUGGAAGAUAGGCUGUAGUCUUUGUGUAGAAAAAAUGAUUUCAUCAAGCUUACUAGUUAGUCUUCCACUAAUGGCUAACAAUAUCUCAAUUAUCUUAUAAAUGCAAAAUAUAUUAUUACAUGACUUUUAAAAUCCAGUCACAUGACUUUCUACCAUCUGCCUUGGAACUUGCAAGGCUAGCAUUGCUGAACUAGUUAUCUCUGUUCUAACUGAAUAGCUCAUGGACUGAAUAUCUGGACUGCAGCACUUUUUAAAAAGCAAGAAUAGUGGUAGCCAAAGUGGUGCACUCCAGAUAUUGUGGGGUACAACUCUCAUUAUCCCAGCCAACAUGACCAGUGGUCAGGGAUAAUAGAAGUUGUAGUCUACAGCAUCUGGAGAGUGCCCUGUAAGCUUUCCCAUUAAAUUGUAUUGUUUUUGCUAAAUUUAAAGAUGGAAUAUAAAUAUAUUAAAUAAAAUGAAGUGUACCCAGAAAAUACUUAAUAUGAAAGCUGCAGUUUGUUUGCAAUAAUAAUUGUAAGGCAAUAAUUUCUCCACUCUUGCUCCAUUUUGUAGUUCUUGAAUUAAACACUUGUUGAGUUUUCUUUUAUGGGUACAUGAACUUCGGUUCUGCUUGUUAAGAUGUUUUUUCUUUCCUGUUCUGCUUUGUGUCUUACUUGAAACUAUCAGUACAUAGACUACAUCUUAAUGAAUGUAUGGUGGAUAACAAGAAGUAUACAUGCUCAAAAAGAAGUAACUUGAUUCACUUUUCAGACAUUAUGAAGUAUAUGCAGAGAACUAUGUUUUGAAAUUAACCUGCAUUCUAUGCUCUCAGAUAUAAUGUGUUCAUACUGUUUAAUCUACCAUUAAUAUUUUAUUGAAUGAAAGUCAUAAUAUCGAUAUGCCCUUAACAAAACAAAAUAAGGAAAAUAAAAUAAUGGCUGAUAUAUCAAGAGACUUUGGUUGAGGUUCAGUAGGAAGUUCCAAAGCAACCCAAGAUUAACUGAGAGAGUUUCAGCCAUAAAAACUUACCAAGUUGUAUGUUUGUGUGUGCUUAGUUUUAUUAAUUUCUUCCUAUUCUCAAGUAAUUCUCAUGUCUCUGCAGACGGAGUACUUGAUCUGUCCACUAAGAAAAGUCCAUGUGCAGGCAGCGCCUCCUUGAGCCAUUCACCUGGCUGCUCCGCUACUCCUGGGAAUGGGUAAGGGAAAUUCUUAGUAUUUUUAAGCUAAAACCCCCCUCAAGUUAUUUGCAUAACAACAAACUGAGGGUCAAAUUCUUCCUUAUUGCUUCCAUAGACAGGGUUGAUUUAACCCUUCAGAGUAUAAUUACAUCUUGUUAAAACACCUUCUUCCAAUCCUUAAAUAUGAAGUCAACUGAAAAAUUAAUUCCAUUUCAGGAAUACUUUGGUUUUGUACCUGAUAUAUGAAAUGUAGAGCUAUGAUCUUUCAACCUUUUAAAAAUUUGACUAUUUUGACUUUGUUCACAUGCUCAGCCACACCUGUGCAUUUGACUAUGGGAGCAUUGGGCCUAUGAGUGGGCUAACAACUUGGCAGGGGUUAUGUUGGGUGCCAGUUGUAUGAACAACCAUUUCCCCUUGAAGCUUAUACAAAUGACUACUGCAGUUUUCAUGAUUGUAGCAAGUCAAAAAGUGUUAUCACAAUGCAGUUUCAGUGGCUUCAUGUAUGGGGUAUCAGGUCAUACAACCAGUGGCUGCACAUGAUCUUUGUUGGGUUGUGAACCUUUGGUAGUUCCAUGCACAUCCCACAGGUGAUCACAUGAGGCUUGAUGAGUAUCUGAACCCGAUCUCAGCCUUUGAUAGGAUGGGAUGAUGGCUGCCUAGUUUGAAUAGAUCAGCAAACCAAACAGUGUUUCCUUUAGUAGUCAGAAUGUUAGGCAAGGCCACUAAAGUAAAGAUAGUGGUUGAGCAAGAAUUGUAAAAUAUUUGUUAGGAUUUUUUUUUGGUAUAACCUACUAUUAUAGUACAGUGCUAUAAUUCCAUUUGUUUUCUAAUGACGGAUUUGUAAUUACUUACCUUGGAGCUGUUUCCAAGAUGAAUACUCAAUAAUUCAAACAUUACUAAUACUAUACUAUUAUUAGACUUGCAGGCAGUUUCUGGGUGCAAAUUUUUCUUGGUGAAGGUUAUACAAUCCCAUCAACUUUGUAUUUUUUGUUGCAUGUGCUGAUAGGGAGAAGAUACAUGAGAAUAAAGAAAUUUGGGGUGAUACUUUAAAAUGCUGCAAUAGAAUACAUUUUUUGUAUAAUUUUAAAGCUAAUCGGCCUUUAGAAUAUUAAGCGGCUGAAUACAGAUGUGGAAUUACAUAAUCUUCAAGUUGCUGGACUUCUAGUGAUAUAAAAAUAACCAUUGUUGACAGUCACUGACUUAUAACUGCAAAAGAGACAUUUAAAUUCCUCACAACAUGGAUAUAUUACUUAACCCUGUAUGUCAGAACUCUAAACACUAUUGUGAAGGAGAAUAUCAAUUUCUGUUCCCUUUCUGAAUAUUCUAACAGGUUCUGUGCAUUAAAAAAAAAAAGUGUUCCUACAUGGCUGACUGAAAGCAUCUUUAAGAGAUCAGCAUGUGUUUCUGCUUUGUACUGUUAAGUUAAAUGUCAGUUAACUAUUGCCCUUUGUCUUUCAAAGUGCUAGUUCAGGCUUCCUCAAACUCUGCCCUCUAGAUGUUUUUGGCCUACAACUCCCAUGAUCCCUAGCUAGCAGGACCAGUGGUCAGGGAUGAUAGGAAUUGUAGUCUCAAAACAUCUGGAGGGUUUGAAGAAGCCUGCGCUAGUUAAUCUUUAUAUCUGGACAGUGAUUCACUGUUUUAGAACUAGCUGAAAUAGUCAAUGCAUGUUUAAAGUUCUGGUAGAAAUUUAUUAUUUUCCUUGACACUGGGGUGGUUCUUGUUCUGAAUUCAUGUGGACUGUUCGUUACCAAAUUAAGAAUCUUCAAAUUCUGAGUAAUGUUUAAUAGGCAUUUACUAAAGAAUUAGGAAGUCCAGACUUGAAUGUAAGUUCUUCCUUCUGCCUUGCUAUGCAUCCAAAUCUUCUGUACGUUGUUGUCGUUGUCGUUGUUAUUGUUGUUGUUGAUUAGAUUUCUUACCUGCCCUUCAUCAUGAGGUCCUAGGGCAGGUUACAAAAAUGUAAAAAUACAAUAUUGAAAUACAAAUUACAGUAAAGAGAGUAAGGUGGGUCCUAAAAUACAUAUCUCAGAUGGCUAGGUUAAAGGGGUCUGUGAAUAUAUAAAGACUGUCUGCUAGAUAGGAUAUACACAGUAAUCAUCUUAAUGAGCAAAGUACCAAGAAUGCAUUGCAUACUUUUUGUUCAUAUUAUUUACAGGAAAUGAAAUAAUUGUGUACAUAAAACAAGAUUGAUAGUCUGAUUAGACUGUAGAUCAUACGCUUUUUUUAAAAUAGAUUUAACCCGGAUCUGUUUAAUCAGUAAAGUUGGAAAGAGCAUAAUAAAUAAUACAUAUGUGGCAAGAAAAUAUCCUGCUUCUUUACCUAGGCAUGUGAAAAACAGAAUCAAAUUGAUAUUUAUGUGGCUUAUGAUUAAUUUUAAAAGGAAAUGGGAGUCUGAAUUUGUGCAACAUUUUUAUUUGAGAACCAUUCCGUUUGUCUGUUCUAAUGUUUAAUGCAAAAUAAGCAAACACCUUUGAGUUCUGCUGAGCGCUCCUGAUGCUGAGCAGCAACUUUAGCAUAUAUAGUGUUAAUCCAUGCCCUCCAGAGCUUUCAGCAUUUUAUAAAAAGUGCAGGUGGCUGGUGUGUGAGAGUAUGUGUGUUGAAUUUGCUGCAUUUUGUCACUUGGCUUACUCUUUUAUUACUGUACUUGUUUAGUGGUAACGUCACACUAGUAAUACAGUCGUGAAUAGACUCUAGCAAAUGAUUAUUCCUUUCUAAUCUAUAAUUAAGAUGCUAUUUUCAGACACUUGCGCGAAGCCUUUUCUGCUCCAAGAUUUUGUGAACCCAACCAAAGACCAGCUGACAGGUUUCGUUUUUCUUUGCCCAAAAAGCUUCUCUUUAUUUUUGAACAAUUUUUUAAAAAACUGACUGCUGAGACUUAAAAAAAUAAAAAUAAAAACCCACAAAAGUGAUGUUACCCAAGCAAGGUCUUCUAAUAAAGGAGUGGCCCCCUCACCCAUUCCUCCCUACCUGUGCAAGUCCUGCUCACAUCAGUUUCCUUCCAUCCAAUUAGGCGACCUGGGAGACCCAGCCAGCACCAUGCAGAGGGACUUCGGAGUGGUGAUGGGGUGCCCCCGAGAAGUUGGCAGGAUGGAACGAGGGAAGGGUCUGGCCACUCCACAUCUCUCAAAGUUCCAUUGGCUCGAUCACUGCAGAUAAGCGAAGAACUGCUGAGCAGAAACCAGCAUGCUACAGCUGCCAGCCAUGGGCCGUCUGGGCUGCAGAAUCACGGACAGCACAUGAUACUAUCCAGGGAGGCUUCUUGGGCAAAACCACACUACGAAUUCAACUUCACCCGAAUGAAAUUCAGGGGAAACGGUGCACUCAGCAACAUCAGUGACCUUCCUUUUCUUACAGAAAAUUCAGCCUUUCAAAAAAUGGCACUUCAAACUAAACAGGAUGGGAAAAAGGACAUGAGCCAUUCAACUCCUGUGGAUUUAAAGAUACCACAAGUUCGAGGCAUGGACCUUUCAUGGGAGUCCCGUUCUGGCGACCAGUAUAGCUAUAGCUCUUUGGUGAUGGGUUCACAAACGGAGAGCGCGCUUAGUAAAAAGUUAAGGGCUAUCCUUCCGAAACAAAACAGAAGGAGCUUGCUGGAUCCCGGACCAGACUCCUGGGGCUCAGAUGCUGAGCAAUCUACCUCUGGACAGCCAUAUCCCACCUCUGAUCAAGAGGGAGAUCCUGGCUCUAAGCAACCUCGGAAGAAAAGAGGCAGAUACAGACAGUACAACAGCGAGAUAUUGGAAGAAGCGAUCUCUGUGGUGAUGAGUGGGAAAAUGAGCGUCUCCAAAGCUCAGAGUAUUUAUGGGAUUCCCCAUAGCACCCUGGAAUAUAAAGUGAAAGAGAGGCUGGGCACUUUGAAAAACCCUCCAAAGAAAAAAAUGAAAUUAAUGCGGUCGGAGGGACAGGAUGUCUCUGUAAAGCUUGAGAUAGAUCCCCAGGGAGAGGCAGCACAGAGUGCGAAUGAGUCAAAGGAUGAUUAGGGAUGUUGUAGAGUGCCAAUUACAUUAUAAACUGGGUGAGCACUAUGGCAUUGUUCAACUCCUGCUGUAUGUACCCAACUCCUCUUCAGUCACUGGGUGCAGGACAUGCUCCUUUGCAGUUCAGCAAAGACUUGUGUGGACACAGGGGGAAAAGGGUGCUCUGAAUGUUGCAUAUUUGUAAAUUUUCUGGCCCGGAAUGGCUUAGAGCCCUCUUUUGUGUUUUUGUUUUGUUUUGUUGUUGGGGGAUAUUUUUUUUUUGGCCUUUUGCAUGUUUCUCUAAUAUUCUAUAGAGAAUUGAGUUACCUCACAAAGAAUGCAGACAUGGAAGUGGACUGUUUGCCUCUUGAGCCUGCAUGGACUUUCAGUUAUUUUAUUGGGUUUGCUUUCUUCAUAUGGCCUUUUUAAAAAAAACACUUUCUUGAGCUCUAGUACCAGACUUGUAAAACAAAAACUGGAUAAUUGCUUAUAAUUAGGCUUUCACAGUUUUUUUCUUCUUUGAUCCAGUUGGCUUGAAAGAGAGUUUAACCUUUUUAAGUAUGGCUAGUCAUUUUGAAUUCAGUGAUUAGUGAUUGGAUUCCUAGUCAAUUGGGUCUAAUCGGAGCCAUUUUGUUUUAAAUUCAACUCCUCCUUUACUAUUUGCAAUCUGCUUAGUGCUCACCCGGCGGGGCGGGUGGGAGUGGGAUGGGGGAACUUUACAUACACUACCUUCAGAAUGCUUUGGUUCAUUCCUUUGGAACACUACCUUCACUGUAAUUGUGUUUGCUCUUUUGCAAAGGCGAGAGAGUUCAGCUUGCCUGCUUGAGGAUGUAGCCUUAUCUCAACACUCCAUUCAGGAGCAUCAGGGUACAUUGAAUGAUAUACUAGGGUAUUCCUCACUUUAACAAAAUAAUGGCUUUUUUGUGACCAACGUGCUUUUUAACAGACUGGAUUCUGAGUUUGCUAAACUGUGCGUUUCCAACAUCUUGUUUAAAGAACUCUCUUCUGGGAGUCAGGAAUACAUAUAACAGCUUACUGUAAUCUUGGGCAAAAAACAAACAAAAAUCCUCAUCAAACCAACUGAUCUCUAAACAUACAACCUCAAUAGUCUGCCUAAAUAGUCAUGUAAAUGAAGGAUCUAUGUUAAUGUUCAGGGAAGAAAUUUUUACAAAUUUUAAUAAAACCCAUUAUCAGAUCACUCUGGUCUGACUUAGGCUGAGCAUCUUAUCUAGUUGUAACACUGUCAGGGUUGAACACCCAAUGGGUGUUUCCUUUUUAAAUACUACAGUUGCCAGUAGCAGGAAAUGUGCUUGCAUAUCCUGAAUUUCUGUUUUUAUUUCAUCCACUAUUGAUUUUAAUAGGGGACUAGCACACACUCGCAUAGGCAGAUCACCACUAGCACUCCUAAAUCCACAGUUCAGUCUUGUUAGUUGCAGAGGCAUCUGAACAUUCUUACAUGUUAAGCUUUAAAUAAAGCUUUCUGGACUUGCAGCUUCACUGAAUCAAACUUAAUGGUUCUUUGGGUAGAGAAACAAUUUAAUCUUAGCUGUGCAAAAGAUUGGUAAGAUUCCACUCUACUGCUUUGCACAACCAAAAGAGGCAAUGGAAUUUGUAUGUGAGACAUCAUUUGAGCACUGUUCUUAAUUAGUUAUCCUGUGUUAAUGACUGAAAGUGGAUGCUAAGAUUCAUAGGAAGAAGGCCUAGAUAGCCCCAGGGCUGCUGCUUGAAUUUGGGGGCAAUUAAUUGAGUUGGCCUUCUUGAUUGGUUGAUUGCUUCCCAGUAACCCACUGUAUUCAAAGGUUAGGCACACCAUUGCUGUCGUGUUAAAUAUGCACUUCUCAUUCUUGAGAGAGACUGGGCUUUUGGCCCAGAUAUGCUUUGUACUACUGUUCUUAGACUUUUCUUUUUGUUUUGGUAGCUUAAUGUGUUUCCAUACUCAAAAGCAGAGUUCCUUUAGCUAUCUAGGUGUCAUCUCAGUACAGAAACCUGUUUGAAGCUCCAUAGUGGUGUAGAAACUCUGCAAUAUACUCCAGUUUUUCUGGAAAUUGCAAUAAAAAUGCACUGUUUUAAAUUUGUGGUUUCAUCUGCUAUUGAAAGUGUGGGAGAAGAUUUGCUGCAAGCUAGAAGUGUAACACUUGCAUAGAGUUUUACUGUCAGAGGUUUAACCUUUUGUGGUUGUUUUUAUUUAAGUGAUGUAUGAGUUGAGUUCCGUAAAACCUUGUCAUAGUGUAUGUGGAGUGCUCAUUUUACUUACCUAAAUAUUUUCUAUGUGUAUCAUUAAGUGGAUGACAAUCGUGCAGCAGAAAAAUGGUGUGCCUACCCUUUAAUGCUGCAGUUUAGAAAGAGAACUACUUGUACGUCAUUUCAGACCAUAGGUUGAGAACUGUAAAUAGAUAGUGAUAGUUGCGUAUUCUUAUUGCUUUGGUUAGAAAAUGAAUUAAACAACCAAACACUUAAUUUUCUCAGAUAAAAGUCCUGGGACCUGACGAUUGUAAGAUUCCUAUCUGCAAAGCUUUGAAAUAUAACACUUAAUAUCUGUGAUCACUUCCUAUUCAGGUAAAAAAAAAAUCCCAGAAGCUUUGGAACAACCAUAUUUCCUCAAAAGGUCUCUGCUUAAAAAAAGAAAAGGAAAAAGUAGGUUAUUUUUAAAGCACUAAUUGCAUUACUUUUGUAAUUGCAAUAUAAAAUAGCCAUUAUUGUUUUGUGAAGCAUGGUUGAAAUUAGUUAGUUGUCCCUUUCUAAAAUUUCAGAAGCCUCUCAAAAAUAAACAAAAAGCUGCUGAAUAUUCAAAAGAUAUAAAUAUAUCUAUAUUUUACCUUAUUGUAGGUUUUGUAAACUUAGUCUGUAAUAUUCAGGUGCACCUUUUUAAUGUUUAACUUUUGUUUAAGACUUCAUCUCACCUGUUUUUGCCCAGGUGGCUCAUCCUGUGACUGUAUCUCACUCUAGAUCCUAAGUGAUUCACUGAAGUAAGACUGCUCUGACAGAUGCCUUUGGUGCAGCUUUGAGUAGUAUUUGGGAGCAUCUUUCCUGUUAGGAAAAAAUGGAAUCAGUGUUUAUCCAUUAGCAUGCUUAAUUUUCUGCUGAACAGAAGUUUGCAUGGCCAAAAUCCUCAACUGACCAUAGCUUGAUGUGGGAAGAUGUGGUUCGCUGCUGUCUUUGUAAGAGAAGCCUUGUUUUCUCCUGUUUUCCAGUAAAUGGAUGCUCAUGUAACUUGCGCAAGACAUAGGGCUUAGGCCUUGUUUUCCCUGUCGUUUUUGAGAGCAUAUUGAGGGGACAAGCCAAGUGCAAUGCUCCAGAAAUGGUGAAGUCUUUGGGAGGAAGAACUGGACAUUUUGAUUGUGUUAGAUCCAGAACCAAAAUUUGGUGGAAUUAUUGUGUAUCUGUUGACGGUGUCAUGUGCACCUGGAUGACAGAAUGAAACUGUGAACAGUAUUUGUGGCAGCCUCUGCUUAUACAGACCAGGUAUCAUGAAGGAUAGGUUCUCCCUCUACUCCCAGCCUAGAAGACUAAUGUUAGAGUGUGUUUGUGUAACGUUUAAAAUCAAGUUCACUAUUGUACUGGAAUUUAGAUGUUGCUUGGUGACCUUUUGCUACAGCAGGUUAUACAGAUGAGUAAGGCUUAGUGUUGUAGGGGUACAAGUGUGGAGUUAAUUAUUGUGCAGUUCUGUGGAGCGAGCCCAGUGUGUAGAAAAUGUAUCAGUUUUUACUUGGAUCUGUAAAAUAUAAAAGCUCUUUCCUGGCGAUCUGAUACACUAUUACCUCUGUCAGCCAUUCUAGAACCUCAUUUUCUGUGCCCCAGGCCUUUUUGUUUUCACUACAGCUAUAAAGAAUGGAAGUUGUAGGGUUUGGACUGUUGCCCUUACUUUAUAUAUAUAUAGAUAUAUAUAGAUAUAUAUAUAUAAUCUCCAAACUCCUGAGUUUAUUAAAAGAAUUGAAAGAUAACUCCUCCAGGGGCACGAAGUUCCUCUUCUUGCAUUAGCCAAAUGCCCCAAGAAUAUGCCCUUGCUUCUGUAUGGCCCUAGGACUGCUCCAUACUGCCUGCUGCUCUGCCUCCAAAGGAAAGGCCUAGUCUGAAUGUUUUCUUAAAUAUUUUCUAAUGCAAAUCUGGAAUAAAUUUUCAUUAUCCUUUAAGAAUGAGAUGUACCUUAUAAACAUGGUAGCAGUGCAGGUCUGCUUUGUUUCCUGCGGCUUAUCCCAAAGCAUAUUGACAAAUGAUGAGGCAGUUUGAACUAUGAUCUCAGAUGACACCAUGAUUGCUCAGAAACUGUCAGGAAUUAUUUAUGCAUUUUUUAAAAAAAAAUGUUUUCCCAUGAAAACCUCCACACAUUGGCUGUAUUUGUGAUCCCAUUGACAUCAUGCUAUUGAUGUCUCAUGGUAAGCUCCUUAGCAAGCCAAAAAAAUGGAAAGGGAAUCAAAUUUCAUUGUGGUGUUGACAGGGAAAAGCAGAUUCCACCCUCCAUGUAUAAUAAAUUUAGGAUUAAAUCUUCCUAAAGUCUCUGAGUGUCUCAGAGGUGAUAAAGAGGAUAAAGGCAUGGCACCUGAGUGGGUUGGGGAAGCAUUCCUGGCAUUCCCCUUUCUUAUCCAAAAGCACUUUGCUAGAACUCUAAAACAGAAACUUUUAAAAGUCUAGCUUUCAGCCCCAUAGUGGGAUGGUUCACAUAUUAGCCAAGGCUGCUUGAAGGACUUGGGCAGUCUUGAAAAGAUAAACUUGACCUAAAAAUAAUUUUUUCCAUAUCUUUUCAGGCAAAAAAAUAGGUGCUUCUAGGAAGUUAUAGGGUGUCCAUUCUUUGUGGAUCAGGCAUCUUUUGCUUUUCUCCCUUGCAGUUUCAGAAAUGUAAUUAAAAAAAUCGACUUGCCUGCUGUCUGCAAAUUACACAUUCUGCAGUUGGCUUUUAUAACACAUGGGUGUCUAAUGGCUUUCAUAGUUGAAUUUUAAAACACUGUGAUUUAGCACCAUUUUAACAAGUCUAGUCUCCUUCUAAAUUCACAUGUUCUCUCCUUCCCUCCACACUUUCCACAGAAGCAGCUCAGAAACAUUUGCUUUUGGUUUUAGUUAACUGUGGUAUGUUUCAUUCAAGCUAGGCUUUGUGGUUCAACACAGACUGGUUAGUUUAAAAAUAAGCCACUUUCAGACCAUGAGUUAAGCAGCUGGCUUCGUGACGUUAGCCAAAGUUAGUGUUAGACAACAAUCCCCAGUUAGGAUGAAGCGGCACACCCUACUUAACUAAAAGCAAACCAAAGCUUUUAAAUUCUUCCCUGCUGUGCAGCAGGAAUAAGGAGAGGAAAUACAUGAGCCCGGCAGGAGGCGAGGCUCAUUGGCAUAAUACUAAACCAUAGUUUAACAUUAUGCCCAAAUGUGGUCAUUAUAUCUGUGCUUUCCAAGUUUUUUUGAUAAGUGAACAGUUUGUUAAAUUGUCGUGAUAUAUACCAGGGUUGGCCAAAUCUGGGCAGUUCAAGAUUGUGAACAUCACUGAUGUAGAAUUUGGUGUACUAGAGAUAGAGAUUUUCUGUUCACUCCUUCCAUCAAAAGCUUGCAGCUUCACAUUAGGUCCAAAGGAGACAAAGAGAAGAAUGCAGUUGUAGAUAUUUGGGCCUCUGACAUUGUGGGCUGAUAGGCAGAAGGAAGGAGCUGCAGACUGACCAGGGUCUGGGCCUGAUCUAGGGCUUGGAAGAGAGGGAAGGAUUUGGAGAUGUGCGUCUUUUGGCCCUUUAGCCUUAUGGAGUUCUCAAAUGUAGAACUUGGCAACUUCCUUGGAAAUACACCAUAGAAUAUCUAGUCAUAAACUGAAAUUUUGCAAGUGAGCAAGCUUUUGUUGAAGUCUAAAAUUAUGCAGAUGCAGUUUAAUUGGAUGUAACAAGUAUUGUAAUGUUACUUUUUGCAAAUUUAUGGAUGAAUCUAUGUAGGCACCUAAAAUAAUCCACAGAUGCACUCAAAAUGCCAGAGAAAUAAAAACUCAAGUUGUUGGCCACUGCAGCAUCUUUCUGACAGAUAUCUAGAUUUGAUUUAGUCAGUUUGUAUAAGUCAGUAAUAUUUUUAAGCCUGCAAAAUUACCUGUAAUUAGGUAAUGGCCUGAAAACAUUCAUUAUAAAAUUCUCAAAUUAUUAACCUGAUUGCACAAUCCGUUUUUAUUAAUACAAAGUUUUUUUAAAAAAAGAUCCUUAGAAGAUUAUAUGUUCCAUCUCUUUAUACAAUAAAUACAUUGCGUCUUUGGUCGCUAGUUUAUAAAAAUCUGACUUAAGUAUUUCCUCUCCCACUCUAAAAUUGUGGACAUGCCACUUCAGCCUCUAAUGUACCUCACAUUUGGUGCUACACUCAUCAGACCUUUACAGACUUGAUAGAAAGAUAGAUAGACCAUUAAAGCACUUGUCUGACCGCUUGUUGUUUUUUUUAAAAAAAGACAGAAAAGGGACCUUUCAGCACUUUUACUGUUACAACUAGAGUCUUAAUUUAUCUGGUCUUCAGAGUCUAAGGUACUGUAAAAGUUUCAGUCCAGGAAUUUUAUAAUGUUCAGGCAGCUUCUGGGUGUACACGCAUGAUAUUUUAAUUAAACAUUUCAGUAGACCAUUUCAGGGCUUUAAGGUUUGGGAUCUAAAUGGGGGAGGCUAGGUAAAGUUUCCCAAAUGAAGAAUAGUUUUAGACCAUUGUGUAGUGCUCAGUUUGAAAGUAUAUCACUAGGAAAAUGGGUAGGGAUUCUCUCUCCCUUUUGUCUUCAGGGAAUGAGCAGUAUUUAGAAUCUUUGGCUGAAAUUCAAGCCUUUUUACCAUGUAAAUUUUUAAUAUAAAUUCACUGACAUGCUUUUUACAUCAGAGGACUGAAAAUGGAUCUUAAUGUUUAAGUUGUCGAAUGGUAUAUUUCUUAAAUGAAGGGGGAAAUUAAAAAAAAAACUAACUAGAUUAGCAUACCAGCAUUAGUGAUCUUAAGAGAUUUUAGUAUGUAAUAGGAAAGUCUUUGAUUAAAAAUCUAAUCUUGAAUUGCUAGUCUGUAACUAGGUGCAUUCUACAUUAGCAGGUGAAACUUCUUUACUUGUUGAGAGAGGGUGGAUGGCGGCUGUCAUAUGCCCUAGCAUCAGAAAAACAGAUUACAGACUGCAGCCUCUCAGAGUCCCAUUGGGUGGUUAUAUCCAUGGGAUUUUUGCUUACAGCAGCUUACUGCUGCUUAAACAUGUAUAAAUAUGUUUUGAGUGUUUGCUCAUAACUCUUUCUAACCUCCACUUGUUAAAUUGUCAAAUGUUGGUAUCAGUCCGCAGUGUAAGUUAUAAACUAACGUGCUUAGGAUUCCAGCUUGUUACACACACUGUUUGAAAACCCUCAGGGACAGUUUACACACUACCCUCACUCAAUUCAGGUACUUGUACACUAUUCUUAAACCUAGCAGUGACUUGUAUUUUGUUUUUGCUUUUCUUUUGAUGUGCUAAUAGCACAUCCUUGAUGAAUGUCAACUUAAACUCAGUUCAGGUAUCCAGGUAUAACUCAGCCAAACGGAUUUUAAAGCUGCAUAUUACUCUCCAGCACGCAGUGCCUCAGACACGUAGUGGCAUUCUGUAUAUUCAGUUAUUACUACUGAGCAAGAUCGCAUGGGGGUUCCUGAUAAUUAUGUAUUGUAAGAAAUUUCUAUAUAUAGUAUGUGUAUUAUGUUAUAUACAUAUAUAUUAUAUAUGUAAUCUUAAACGUAUAUAUUUAAAAAUGCCACUACCAAGCCAGCACAGCUAAUGUCAAAUACAUUCCUGGCUGUCCCUGUAAAUGGAACAGGGGCAGCUUCUCAGUACGGCUGUGGUUUCUCCUUCAUCCCAGGUACUUCUAAACUUGAGCCCUGGCCCUUGGGUGUCUGACCUCUACAUUCUAGUUAUGCAAUGUCUCUAGGAAUUCUGUGCACUGGCCACUGUGAUGGAAGCCAAUGGGCCAGAUGGGCUUGAGUUUAUUAGUAACCCUUCUGCCAAAGUUGGUGUUUUAUGGCAAGAGUGUAAAACUUUCAAAUAAUCAGCAGCAGCACAUAGAUUGUGGGAGCACAUGAUAGCGCCUACCUUUAUGCUCCUUGUUGGGCGUGUCACCUCUUGUGCCGCGCACUAAUUGUGAGUGUGUUGGCAUUUCAUGCCUGUAGUGGUGGGUCUGUUUGGUGAGCAUGUGUGUAACACAUUAAAAUAAAGCCUGCUGCUCGCACCAGCAUGAAUUUCACCAUAACUGUGCGUCAGCAAUGCCUCUGCUUUAUUAUUUGAUGCUUUACACCUUAGAAAGUUCUAUUUAUGUAGAGUAUGAAAAAAUGGCAUUUUUCACAGACCUCUAAAAGUACAAGUGUCAUGGAAAAAUAAAGCAGGAACCCCCUUUUUAAUCUAUGGACCUCAUUUCAAUAUACUGUUUACAGUUUGACGGAAUUGUAUAAUUUAAUAUUUCUCUUGUACUGUAGUUUGUAUUUAUUUACAGAUUUUUUUUGUACUGUGUGAUUUGAACUUUUUUGUUCCUUGCUAUGAUCAACAUUUUAUGUAGUAGAGCACUUAUGAUCACAAAUUAAGGUUUUGGUUUGAUUGCACUACAUUUAAUUUUUAAUGCAGUUCUGAUUUUUUGACUGGACUAAAUAAGCUGUGUCUUAAUGUAUGUGAUAAGUACUUAUAAAUUUUUAAUUCACGUGGUCCACUUUUUUUUUUUUUUGCAUUGUAUGUCAAAAGCGCUGAUUCUCUCGUUGUGCAUGUGUAAGGGUUUAACAGCCCUGUUGUAUUCUUUGGCCAUGUCAUUUUGAAAACACAUUCCCAGCUGUAACGUGUAUGGUAGUUUUCACUGGAUGCUAGACUUUUCAGAACCACUAUUCUUCUAAUAAAUUUUGUUGUGAAAACUUGAAUGGUUCAAAGCGCUGGUUUCUAAAGUGUCUUUUUAAAAUAUCUAUGGUUCUGUUUCCUUGUGAUGCUUUCUUUCAGUGGAGUACCAGGGUGGGUCGAUAUAUGUUUAUAUAUACAAAUAAAACCGUGUUUUGUAUUUGAGUAGCAGAGCAGAUGUUCAUGAAUGUAAAAAUGUACUCUUGUCAUGCAAUAACUGCCUCUCAGUUCCCUCCUUCGGCCACCUUUUAAUGAUUAGCUGAUGUGUAGGUAUAUUAUUUGAUUUGAUUGGCCUGUUAAUAAAAAAAAGAUUUUUUAUUCUUAGCUCUUUUGAAGCUCCUAUAUAGAACUGGGAUGCAAGAUUUAAAAAUAAAUUGUACCAAAUGAGGAAAUGUCACCACAAGGUGUCUUUUACCUUUCACUUCCUUGUGGUUCUUCUGAAUGCUCUUUUCAGUGUAGUGAGGUAUUAUUACUAGAUACAGUAUGUUUUCAUUGUAUCCGAGGUAUGAUAAAUCUCAGGCCUGCCACAUGGGAGCAAGUUCAGAAGAAAUUAUGAAAAUAUGAAAAUAAUGUGUGAACUUGUGUUUGCUACAUUCUUUCAAAAAUGAAUAUCUGAAUCUAACCACAGACACUGUGAAAUGUUGUAAUUGUAAUUGCUAACAGCCUUUAAUUUAUAUGGGCAAGACAAAAGUCUUGAGCAACACAGUACAUAUCUGGAUAAAAAGUUAAUUCCUUUUGCAUAUGGCUUACGUGUAGCAUAAUGCUGCCACUAGGCAUUGAUUUGAAAUCAGUGUUAUAGGGCCUUUCUACAUAGUCUCGUCUCCCCCCAGUCAGUCAAAGAAGUAGAUCUAUGGUUUUCGGCAGCUGCUGGAUAGAAGGCCAUAUUAGUGAUGCCUGUACUUUUUAUAAACAACCUUUCCACCACCCUAUAUUUCACUCAGAAUGAUUCAUUUACAGCACUUUCCUUCUAAUCUCAUAUUCCUAUUAAUAUGCACUCUUAACUACCUCAGCUGUGUAGUUUGCUGAGUUCUCAAGUUAUUAUAUAUGUGCAUGUUUCUGGGAUCCUCCUUUGUCACACACUUUGCAUCAGCAACAAACACAACCAAGGGCAAGGCUAUGUGGACAGAAAAAGGCUUCAUUUUCAACAACUCUCUUUAAAUUCUAUGGGCCAUCAUAAGUGGACUUUUAAUUGACUAGUCCAUUGUGAGAGGAGGGGAAUUCCUUCCUCUGAGAACCUAAGGCUGAAGUCCUAAGAUUACUCCCUGAGAGUCAGCCCUGUUGAAUUCAAUAGGACCUACUUCUGAUUAGACAUGGUCAGUUGUACACUGUUAUAGGGUCAAAAAGACUUGCCUCUGCUGGGUAUCACAUUUUCCAUAGUGUAGCUGCGUAGAGGCAUAAUGUUUCUGCAUAAUAAUAUUACUUAUCCCAACUCUCAACAAUUUCUUCUGUCUGUCCCUAAUAAACACUUUGCAAAUUAUGAAUUACUUGCAGAAUGUUCAUCGUUAUAGUGUGUUCUCUUGUACGUAGGCAGCAGCUGUAUAUUGCAACCCGGUGUCACCCACAAUUCAGUAUCAGUAGACACUAGGUUAUUAUUGCCAGGGUUGAAAGGUUUUGCCUGCACUGCAAAGCUGGCUAGAAAUCUUAAUGUUUUAUUUCCCUCCUUCUCAAUGAACAUCCAAUAUUUACUUAUAUAGGAGAAAUUAAAGGGAACUACUUGCGGCCCAAUAGUGGCAUGAGAGCUAAGCCUGCUGUUGCCUAUCUAUUCUUGAUGGUGUUCCAGACUGUAGACCAUUUAGUUUGUCUCAAUAAAUUCAAUGAAAGUCUUUUGAGAACUAAAGCUACCCCUCCUUCCCUUUGCCUGUCCUCAUCCAGAGUUUUGUUCUCAAUGUGACAUUAGAAUGCCACAGAAUCUUGGGAAUUAUGGUUUAUAUAUAGGUGUUAAAGAUCUGUCAAGUUGGAGUAGGGUUCUUUCGCCGCUAUAUUCCCCAUAUGCAUUUACUACACACAGUCCUUUACUAAUUCACCUCUCUCUCAAACCUUCGGUCUGUCACAGAUCCAAUGUGGUGGUGUAAGUUGCUUUUGAAAUUGGGCGGUCUGCCCUAUUGCCCUAACUAAACAUGGUGGCACCCCAUGAUUUUUUUUUGGGGGGGGGAGUAAGGACAUUCUUCCUUUCACCUAAACAUUGCACUUAACACCUGGAAGCAUAGUAUUCUUUUCUUCCCUUCCCAAACUUUGUUUUAGGAGAGGGAUUGGAAACCUAUUGAUUCCUCUCCCACAGGCUUAGACUCUUUUCAGGAGGGUUGUCUGGGCAGGUUGUUUCCCAAAUGCACAAGAACAAAUGCACAAGAACUGCCAACAGCUCUACCUUUCAACUAAAUAACAUGGGGGGCACUUGUUUCCUGGGAAGUUCUGACCAAUUAGUGUUCAAGUAAACUGACCUACUUUGGCUAACAAUCUGUGCUCUCAAUUGCUGGAUGAAAUUCUGAUCUUCUACCCAUCUUUACUGCAGGAAUAGUCUGAAUUUUGGAAGCAAAAAUAUGCCAGUAUGUGCCUUUGUAUACACAUCUGGGGAAUGCCAGGCUUUCCAUGUAUAUGGGCAUCCAUAUAGGUAAAAGCUACUACAGUACAAUUAAAGCCUUGGUGGGCCAGGUGCAAUUAAUUAUCUAUACAGUGUAUUUUAGCUAAGUAAUCCAUACUAGGAAUAGGCAAAUUUGUCUUUAACUUCUGUUGACGGAGAGACUGACUCAAUCCAUGGAAGGGUUUUGAUUCAGCAGAGGGAUUCUACUGGUGAAUGGGAUGAACCAACUUGGCGGAUUUCUCCAUCACCUGGAGCUCCCAGUACCACUUCCCAUGUCGUUCUGGAGUACCCACCAGUACUCCGGCAGAGUGUAGGCAGUGGCACUGGGGGCUGCAGAGGGAGAGGGAAUCUGCAGAAGUUACUCUGCUAGAGAAAGUGUUCUCUGAUGUGGGACUCUGCUCAGAGGAUGUGCAUGUCAACAGGAGUGAAGUCUGGAUUCAUCCGUGUGUUAAUUAGGCUGUUUUCUUUCAAGCUUAUCGAAUCAGCACUGAACCCAGUUAGGUAGUGGCUGAACCAAGAGAUGUGGUGUACAAUUCAUCCUUUCUAUUUUAGUCAGAAUAAGCAAGAAACAUGUUUGCCUGCACAAACAUCCUCCAGCGUCCUUGGAUCACCAAACAAUUCAUUGAUUUUUUAAAAUUAUUAUUUGCAAAUCAAAUGGGAUUUUGGCAAAAAAAUAAUCUUUGCCCAGUGGAUUUCUGUUUGAAUGACAACCUUCCAAUCCUUUCAGUGUAGCAGCCCUCACGAUAGGUUUAGCUGGAGGUGCUGACGGUAGCAGCCUGAAUCUAAACACCUUUACUGGGAAGGAAGUCUGACUGAGUUUAGUGGGAUUUCACUUCCCAAUAUGUGUGCUGUUAUUAGUGAGUCAUGCGUGGGUGCUGCUGGCUGCAGAACAAGCAGAGGACCCAUUUUCUUUUGUGAUUCAUAUGCCACAUAGGCUGAAGAUUUGAUGUUAGUAUUAAUAACUAGCCUGACAGCAGGCCUAGUACUACCUAUGCCUGAAAUGCCUGUAUACGAGCCCAAAUAAUGUGAUUUUGUUAAAAAUGCUUAUAGCUACUUAUUUCUGCAUAACAAGAGUAACUGGCAGCACUUCAUUCUGUUCACUGUAUUGCUAAGCUCUGUGUUUGCCUGUAGACUCCAGAUAUUUGAUUCAACUAAUUGGAAAUAUUUUAAGACCCAACAACAGCUCAUUUCACUAGCAAAGCUUCCUGUGCUGUGGGUGAGAAGAGGGGGAAGAGCAAUACAGGCAGUAGAAAAUUCAGGUGGCUAUUAUUUCAGGUAGCAAAAAACAACUUCUAUGCUCCCCCCCCCUUCCAUCUGCUGCAAGGAGCGUAAUUUGCAUUCAAUUCAUCGCACAGCAGUAGAGAAACUCUAUAUACUUCUUUCAACAUAACAUAAUACAGGUGGUAAGUCAAGGCUGGAUUUUCCUUCCUCACGGCCCUGUCAACUGAGGAGGGAGGGCUCUGCAUGAUUUUCAUGCCAUGCUGUUACCUUUGGCUAAGGCAUCUUGCUGUGACUUUUCCCUUUUAUUAUAACUUUGUCUUUAAUUCUUUAGUUUUACUCACAUGCACACACACACACACACACACACACAAUCCUUUUGAAAUAGCAUUGUGAGGUUUCAGGCAUGUAAAUAAACUUUAACAUAAAAUUUACUCAGCAACACAACACUGAAAAUGGUGCUAAUUUCCAGGACGAGAUUUGAAUAGUGCGUUUUUCUCUGAGACAAUUCAGUCAACUCUAGCAUAGUCCCAGUAAUAAGGAUUCCAUUAGCCCCUAUUGGCACUGGUUUCAAUUUGUGGAAGGAAAGCAGAACUCUGUCCUGCUUGGUUCUGCUGCAGUCAUGUCUAUUGAUACUCUCAUGGAUGGAUGGAUGGAUGGAUGGAUGGAUUCUUGCACUUCAUCUAAGAUCCCAGGGUGGGUUAAAACAUAUUAAAGAUGGUUUAAGACAAAAUAAGGUCCAUCUUAAGAUAUAUACCUCAAGUGUCAAAAGUCAGGGUAAAGAGGUGCCAGACACACCUCUGUGAGGAAGAAGUACUUAGGGGCCACCACAGAGAAGGUCCUCUCUGAGGCUGCUACACCGCCCACAAGUUGCUGCACCUGAGACGGUUUAUAGCAGGGGUCAGCAAACUUUUUCAGCAGGGGGCCAGUCCACUGUCCCUCAGACUUUGUGGGGGGCCAGACUAUAUUUUUUUUUAGAGAGGGGAAUGAUGCAAGAGCACCACGAGCCCCGGUGGCUGCUUAACUGUGUCUUGUGAGUGGCAGGGGCUGGCAGCAACGGGGGGGCGAUGAGCAGCGCGCCAAAGGGCUCCGGAGAGGGGCUGCUUAAAAUGGCGGCCGCUCAAGCGCUGCUGCUGCUGGCACUAACAAAGCCCAGCCCCCUUCCUCCUCUAGGCAGGGUGGGGAGAAGCCAGGAGGAGAGAGGGAGGAGGCGCUGCCGGCGCCGCCGUGUGAGGGAGAGGGAAAGAAUGCACGUGCUGGCAAUCCACGCGGCGAUUCCCAGACCAUCUGCAGGCCGGAUCCAGAAGGCAGUUGGGCCUGAUCUGGUCCGCAGGCUUUAGUUGGCCUACCCGUAGUCUAUAGGGAAUGAGGCAGUCUUUCAGAAAAUUGGGGGCUGUGUUGUUUACAGUUUUAAACACUAACAUGAACACAUUGAAUUAGGCCCGGAAAUGAACUGGCAACCAUGGCAGUGGUCUUAAGAUCCUAUUCUAUGCAGAAGUAAGUAGAUACUGGUGUUGGGGGGGGGCUGUGGCUGUGUGUGUACAGUACAGGCAGCCCCCAUUUACACACGUUCAAUAUGUGCACGACUGAGCAUUGCGGCACACCCAAUAGUGACCCAGAAACACAUAUUUUUGCCACUUUGUCACCCCCUCAGUGAUGACACUCAGGGCGGCCCACACCCACUGCACCCCCUUCCUAUGCCACUGCACUGAUGGUGCCUUUUGUCUAGUGUGGGUAGCCUUAAUCAUGAGAGAUAACUCAAGGCAUUUGUAGGAGUCCUCAACUUUUAUUUGUCAAGGGGCACGUUUGGAAAUUGAAUAAACUGUUGUAGCCGCUAUAAAGUGCCAGUUUCACACAAGAAAAAACUGGAGAUGCUGUGAAUCCCCCUUCCCAAAAACACAGACAUAACACUGUACACCCCAAGCAAAUAAAACACAGAAAAAAACACAGUCAACAUUCUCUAAGAAGCUAAAAAACUAAAUUUAAAAAAAUUAAGAGGGCAGGAGGAUUGGGGGGCACCAAGUCAGGUGCCUGAGAGUGCUGUCUUGCCCAUUGUUUUGCACUCAGAACCCCAGGUUAUACCUUUAGCUACUGUAUGAUUUUAUUUAUUUGUAUUUCUUAUCCGCUUUGUUUGCCAUAGUUCUAGGCUGGGUUAUAAUAAGUAAUAUGAGGCUAGCAUAUAAAUCUAUAUAAAUAACAAAUGCUUUACUCACAUAACAGCAAUUCAUUAUGUUAUCCAUAUAUUUAGGUAAAGGUAAAGGUACCCCUGCCCGUACAGGCCAGUCUUGACAGACUCUAGGGUUGUGCGCUCAUCUCACUCUAGAGGCCGGGAGCCAGCGCUGUCCGCAGACACUUCCGGGUCACGUGGCCAGCGUGACGAAGCUGCUCUGGCGAACCGGCACCAGAGCAGCACACGGAAUGCCGUUUACCUUCCCGCUAUAAAGCGGUCCCUAUUUAUCUACUUGCACCCGGGGGUGCUUUCGAACUGCUAGGUUGGCAGGCGCUGGGACCGAGCAACGGGAGCGCACCCCGCCGCGGGGAUUCGAACCGCCAACCAUGAGAUCGGCAAGUCCUAGGUGCUGAGGUUUUACCCACAGCGCCACCCGCGUCCCAUCCAUAUAUUUAUCUUCUCUUAAAAACUUCUAUUUGCACAGGAUACGGGCAUCAUGUGAUGUUUUAAAGAUGCUCAUCCAUUUUCUAAUGAUUGGUUGACAUCCUCACCUGAAGUUUUUAAGAUAACUCGGUGGAUUUGAUGUAUGAACUUGUGCUAAGCGAAUGAAUGGUAUCUUUUGUUCAUAGAGUGUAGUAAAAUCGAGACUUAUAUAAACCUGCACAGUACUAACCUUUUAAUGUAGUAGAAGUGGCCUUGGGUCAGGUAGCCCUCUGUAGCUUGGGGCUUCUAUUCCUAGCUACAGAGAUCAUUCUCAGAGCCCUGGAAUUGUUAGAUUAGAAGAUUUUUGUUCUGGGUUUGAGUUUCAUGUUUAAAGCCUUUCAUCAAUUCAUAAGUUUGCAAUCUCUUAUUUGUGUUUUUAUUUUAUAAAGGUGGCCGUGGUGGCUGCCACGACGCCCAGCUGUUAAGUGAGUGAGUGGUGUUUGUACUAUCAGCGGCAGGAACACCAUGCAUUCACCCGGGGGGGGGGGGAGAGGAAGAAAAGCUCCCCAACGUCCUUGAUAAUCAGAAAAAUUAGCAAGGACCAUUGUGAAAAGCCCUUGAAAUGAAAGCAGUACGUGGGUUAAUGUUUCAGCAUGAUAAAUCUCCCCUGGUUUAAAAGGGAUGGACUGAAUGAUAACGUUUUUCAAUUAGCCACAAGAAGGUUGUUAGAUGCGUCACAGCUGGUGAUUAAAAUGUUGUAUGGGGGAAAGUGGGUGGGAAGGAGAGCAGAACGCUCUGGAAAGAAAUAAAAUGCACAGAUCCCUUGAUAUAGGUUGCAGAGGCUUCCUUACCUAACUUGAUUGGAUUCAGAUAGUGAAGAAGGUUGCUUUUAAAAAAUGUAAGGUACUUCCAAAAUUCCAUACUCUGAAGGGCUAAAAUUCUGCCUUGCUCUCCCAUAUAGAGUAUAUUAGUCCAAAAGACAUCAUCAAAAACAAAGAAAAUCAAGGGACUUGUAGGUUGGAUUGCCUAUGUAUUUGGCUUUUUUAUAAUUGUGUACAAAAUCCACCCCUCCUCUUUACGGGCCCCUUGAUUCAUAAACUAUUUUUUUCUGGCUCAGAUUUCCCUGUGGGUUCAGAGUAGACUAAUUUCUGCCAACCACCCUGCACUUGGGUGACAAAUGGGGGGAAGCACGAGACUUGUUCCAUAUUAUGGCCAAUGCUUUUGUUGUUCUGAUUCAUAAACUAGCCAGCCUGAAACAACACAGGCAAUACAAACUGGCCUUAGUUUGUUUUGUUUGUUGCAUUUUCUGCAUGAAAAAAAACACAUUGAUGGAAAAUUUUAUUCAGUUUGAAGUGGGUCUCCCCCUUUUUAAAAAAUCAUCGGCAAGAGAUUCAUUCAGGAAUAAAAGACAUUAUUGGUGUUCUGAAAAUGCAUUUAAGGGUGAAACUAGUGUGUUUUUCUUCUUCCUCAGCCCAUCUAGGUGUGGACUGCAGUUUUUCAAACUAACCACCUGUGUUUUUUGGGUUGCUAUGAGGAGGUCUGGACCACUGUUCAUAAGGGGUGUUUCUGCACAGAGGCGAUGUGUCACUUCUUCACUGACCUUUCUAAAGCCUCUGCAGCCCAGGCUCAAAACCAUGUCCAUCUUGUGACAAAUUCAAACUCUGUUUCAUGUUCCGACCGAGGUUUCUGUUGCCCCCUCAGCCUGAAGGGGAGAGGAAGUUCUGCUACAGCUGGGUGCUGGGACUUCUGCUGCUGAUAAUCUGUUUUGUGAGUUGGCUGCUGAAAAGCAUAAGGGAGAGGGAGAGAACUGUCUCCCUCUUGAUGUAUUAAAAAAAAAAAAACCAGGGCUGGGUUUUAUAAGUUUAUAGCUAUGUCUUGUUUUUUUUACAGAGCUAUAAUCGUGGUGCUUAGAGUGAUCUGAAAGGAACAGAAACACUUAGCCUUGAACUUUUGUUCUGCUGCUUCUUCUUGUGCCUCUGAGGUACAAAACAUACCUGUAAACUUAUACUCUGUCAAACUGAUUUACCAGGGGGCUAAAUGGAGAUGGAAAGGAAACUUGGGAGGCAGUGGGUGAUUAAUUGGGACACACACACCCCUCUUAUUUGGAUAUACAGCAGCUCAGUUAGAUGGAUUCCAAACAGUCUGUUCUGUAGCUGGGGAAGAUGCAUCCGUUUUGGUCAUAUUAAGGAAGUGGGAAAUAGGGGGGUGUUUUGUGUGUUCAGUAGAAGAUUUUGGUGGUUAUACAAACAGGGGCCAAACUGAAUGGCCUGAACUUCAAGAACGACAUUUCUCAGGUAAACCCUCCAAAUCCCUACAAACUGAAGAUUACUGUUGUUUGCUAUUGUAGCUAAUCUUCUGCCCCCACCCUAAAAAUCACCAGCAUUGCUCAGAAAUUUUAAAAUGUUCUUUAGCAGCCUGUGUGCAUCCUUCAGAAGAAAACAAAACAACAACAACAAAAAACAGACUGUAUAUGUGCAUGUAGGGAUUUGUGCACACAUACUAAUUGAGAACAGAACACCAGCCAGUGACAGCUCUGUGCAAAUAGACAUGUUUCAGCAUCCAGCUAUGCAAAUAGCUGCACUGCAGAGCAAAAUCUGAAAAGCAUUAAUUGUGGCACUGUGACUGUUGCAUGGCAACAGUUGUGUUUGAACAAAUGACAGCUACUGCCCCUUGAUUUCUCUCUCUCGUACUUAGUGACAAACUGGAAUAAGAAGCAAUGAUGGCUGCCCUGGGGAAAGCUGUGGCAGGUGCUAUAAGAGCCCCAAAGUCAGGAGGCAGAGAGGUGAAAUCUGUUGCGGGUGACCUUUAGGCUCUUAAAAUUACAUGCACAACAGAAGAGGAAUGGAGCUCCUUGAUGAAUUGGGGGGGGGCUUUAUAGGGGCUAAGAUGUGUCAGAUCAACAAGGUAAAGUAAUAAAAAAGGAUAGCAGAAAUAAACCACCCUCAAUUUCCAAUGAAAGAUGUGUUUAUACUGGGAUUUUUAAAAGUUAGUAUUUUUAAAAAUGUGCAGGAAAAUCUAUGCAAGCUGGAGGCUCUCAAGAGUUUUGGAAAAGUGGAUCCUGCAAAGAGUUACUUUAUCUGCAAACAAGCAUAUGCAACAACCACCAUUUUGGAUGUUCUUUUGUUCUUACACAAAUGGGAGUUCUUCUGCAGUGUGUGAGCUUAGCUGAUCAAGAUCCAGAUUCGACAUCCCUACAUGCAUCAAGGCUUGCCAGGCAACAACCAUGAGAAUCCUUUUGUUGCUUUAAUAUUACUGCAGCUCUGAAGGAGGAUGCAGCUUCAGUUUCCACACUCACACUUCCCCCACCUGCUGCAGCCAGAGAAACUCUUGUUUUGACACACAGCAGCUGGGGGUGGAGGGUGCGUAAGAGGCCUAGGAGGAGAAACAGGAAAAGCCACAGCUGAAUCCUGUUUAAUGGCUGUGGCUCUACCCAAGAGAUGAGAAGGUUCUGCAGGUUGUGACCUAGUGGGGAACCCUACCUGUAUCCUAAUUGUUGCUAAGAAACCUUUUGACUGCAGUGUCUGGACCAGACUCAGUGAAAUGUCAUGAGUACAUCCCUUGUUCAUUUUAAAAACUAUUAAAUGAUCUUGAGGUGCUGCUAGACUAUUGCUAUUUUCAGAUGGGGUUCAGUCACAUACUGCCAAAUCAAGGAACACAAAUGUGGUUGAUUUGAUGCUCUUGUACAUCAAAUUACUUAAUCUUGUUUUUAAGUUGUAUUUUAAUCAAUUGUUUUUACCUGGUUUUAGCCGCCCUGAAUCCAGUCUUGGCUGGGGAGGGCAGGGUAUAAAUAAAAUUUAUUAUUAUUAUUAUUAUUAUUAUUAUUAUUAUUAUUAAAUGUGUUUUCCACAAAACUAGACCUUUUGUGAUGAGGAAAGUACUGUGAAAAUGGGGGGUAACCAUUGCUUGAUGUAAUAUUGUGUAAACUCCCUUCAAACAAAUCAGAAUGAUGUUGUCUAACCUCCUUGCAAGCUUUUUGCUAACAAAAAAUAGGAUGAAUGCUCAAUAAACAGGUCUAAGAAGUGACCUUAAUAAGCACAGUUCACCUUUUAUUUGGCCUCUUGAGACUGCAAUCCUAAGCAUACUUAAUUGGAAGCAAGUUCCAUUAAAAUCAAUGUGACUCUCAGUUAAAUAUGCUGGUGUGUUAGUCCUUUAAGUUUCCAGUAUUCUUCUAGUUUAACAAAUGAAAGAAAGCCCAACAGUGAUUGAACAGAACCCAGGGAAAUGCUGUUGAGAAGCCAUACUCUAUCCAGGAUCUUUAUAGCCCAGUUUAAGUACUUAAAUAUGGCUGCUGUCCUGACAACUGCUCAUGCUGGCUGAAGUUGAUGGGAGUUAUAGUUCAACAACAGGUACCACAUUGGUUACCCUUGCUUUGGACUGUGACAGGGUUUCAGUUAGGCCGAGGUUCUAUCAUUUUAGCUUACUGAUGAUAGUUGUUAAGUUUGCCUGACUUUCUCAAGGAUAGUUCAGAUAACCGAAUGGAAAGCUUGGUUUACAUCAUUAGUUCGGUCACUUUUUCCAUUGAUUCUUUCUUCAGUUUCUGUGGAACUGCUUGAUUGACAUUGUAAUUGAAUGUUGAUUUGACAUCUCAGUAUAAUUAGUAAACUAGAUUGAAAAAAAACUGUUUUCUAGGAUGAUGUCCUAUGCAUGCAUUUGUAUAUGUAUUGGACUGAACAAUUAUAUAUUUACUUAAGAUACUUCAUACCAUUCUGAUUCAGAGAUUGGCAAACACUAUUUAUGAAUGAGCUGGAGAGUAAGUUUCCAUGGAUUAUGUGGGCUUGCAAAAUAUUCAGAUACGAGGUUUAUGUACCCAAGAAUUAGAGCUCAGGUAAAGAGAAGCUACAAAAUAAGAGUAUAAGGUUCUACUUCAGGCAAUCUGAGCUCUAGUUGUCUCAUGUGGCAAACCUGUCUUUGGACUGUACCACUUCAGUAAAUGGUUAGAGAUUUAAAGUAAUUGAAUGCUCCUCCAUUCAAAAGAAAUGCACAUAGAAAACUAACAUGUUAGAGAGAAAGGCAAGCAUCCUUCUCCUAGCCAUCUAGUUUUCUAUACAUUUUUUUAAAUGGAGGAGCAUUCAAUAUUGUCGAGCCCCUAACAGAAAUCUGCAAUGGUACAGCUGAGAAACAGGAGUAUUCCCUCAUUUGUGAGAGAUAGGCCUGACCAAUCCUGCUAAGAAACUAAUGUGAAUGCUUUUUCUUUGGAAUCAGUAGCCAGCUUCUAAUAGCGGCUCUGUUCAGACAUGGUUUGGUACUAUAGUCAAACCUCGGAUCCUGAACACCUCCAUUUUGGAACGUUUUGGCUCCUGAACACCGAAAACCCAGAAGUAAAUGCUCUGGUUUUUUAACGUUUUUCGGAAGCCAAACAUCCGGCGCGGCUUCCACUUGAGUGCAGGAAGCUCCUGCAACCAAUCGGAAGCCUUGGUUGUCGAAUAUUUCAGAAGCCAAAUGGGCUUCUGGAACGGAUUACAUUCGACAAACGGGGUUUGACUGUAUUUGAACAAGCUUUGUGUUCACACACAACUCUAUUCCCUCCCAUACUCAGGUUCAGUUAGUUUCCUUCUCUUUAGCACACACGAUAGUCCAUAGCUCUCCUCUGUUCAGAUGCCAUUUCAUCAGAGUACAAACUAUAGUUUCUGUGCUUGCUCUCCAAGAUUGUACACUAUGGUUCAAAACUUGUUUGUAUUCCUGCUUGGAGGAUAGGUGUGAACCACAGUUUGCCAGAUUAGAUGUGAUGGCAAACUGUGAUUUGUCCUAAAGAGGAAGUAACUAACUGACGUGGGGCACAAGGAGGAGGAAAACAUGAGCACAAGGCCAUGUCACCCAGGUUGCCAUUAACAUAUGAACCGCUUCAGUAGUGCAGCUCCUGAGUUCAAUAAUGAGAGUGAAUAAUUUUUCAUGCACUUCCCAAAGACAGAAAGGUUGAUCGUUUUAUUCAGUAGCUGUCAAGAGAUAAUACUGCUCACUCUCUAGGAUGAUGUAUCUUCUCUACCAGCAGCCUAGCCACUGAAUUAUAUAAGUUAUAUAUAAAUCAGAACCUGGCUACCUACUUUGGGGGCAGGAGGGAAAAGAUUGAUAGGGAUGUUUAUUGAUGCUUUGCUGUUCUCAAACACUCCAGCUGCCAUCCCCCAGCCCCUUGCUGUCCUCAGGGCUGCCACCUCCUUCCACACCUGUUGAGUUAAUUAUUAUUCAAAACAGCUCUUUCAAAUCUUCAUGUUUAUGGAAUUGUGGUGGCUGAUGCAGAGAGGGCAAAUGCUAUUGUCUAUAGGUUGGCUAUUCAGUCUAAGUAUGUUAAGGAUCUUGUAUAUAUAGCUGUUAUAAAGACUAUUCAUUUUGGGUGUCUGUCUCUUCCUAAACUCCUGCCCCUGUGAAGCUGUUGAGGACUUGCACCAAAUUUGGGAAGAGAAUAUUUAUUUUAUCACUUACAGAGAUAUUUGGCCUUCCCUUCGGCCAGAUUCCCAGAGCAGUGAUGGCAGUCUGUUCAUUGCCUGAAAUGGGGAAAUGUCUGCAGGGAAAUGGGGAAUCUGGUACAGUCGUACCUUGGAAGUCGAACGGAAUCUCUUCUGGAAGUUCGUUCGACUUCCAAAACGUUCGAAAACCAAAGUGUGGCUUCUGAUUGGCUGCAGGAAGCUCCUGCAGCCAAUCAGAAGCCAUGGAAGCCUUGUCGAACAUUCGGGUUCCAAAAAUAGUUUGCAAACUGGAACAGUCACUUCUGGGUUUGCAACAUUCGGGAGCCGAAAACGUUCGACUCACAAGACGUUCGAAAGCCAAGUUAUGACUGUAGUUGUUUUCCAGCUAGUUCAGAUUGGUUUCCCCUAGAACCAAUUUUUCUAAGGGACAAAUGUGAACGGAUAAAGCAAGGUUUGUCCCAAUAACUAUUCAGUGUUUAAUAUACUGAGGCUAUAGGUGAGCCAUGAGGAGAAAAGGGAGAAAUGACAAACAUAAUCUUGAGCUUUUGCUUUAGUUGCCUGCUCAUUUUAGGUAGACAAUUGGAGCUGCCAUCUUCGUAGAGCAUGCAAUGUAGGGGAGCAGAAAGGAGAGAGAGAGUUGUGAAGAUUUGCAGUGUAAAAUGAUUUGCUACCCAACUUUACUGAUUCUUUCUCUCUCCCUCUCUCUAGUGAGGACGCUGCAGAUUGUCUUGGCCAGCCGAAAUCUCCAUUGGAAAAAUUUAUGGUCAGACUGUGCACGUACCAUCAGAAGCACUUCGUCCGUGUCUUAAACGACAUUUGCACUGAAGUACAGACAGGCUGUGAGGGACAGCAGUUACCUGGAGCAGAAAACAUGGAUGUGUCCACUUGUAGCUCUGGCUGCAGCCAGUAUCGCACUGAGAACCAGGAGCUUGGAACUUCUUGCUCUGAAUCAAAGCUCCCUUCUUCCCUGGACACAGAGCAAUCAGGGUCUCAUGGCUCUCUGCGCAAACUUUGCCAUGCCCUGAAGCAGGCUGUGGAUCUGAAAUCUACAGAUAGAAGGGAAAACUGCAGCCCAGUUGUCCGAAGAGACUUCCCUGAGCUUCCUAGCGUUAGAACAAGUUCUGCAAGUCCCAGGGACAGUCCCUCUCAAGGAUACCUCACUGCCUCCAAUUCCCAUCACUCUGCUAAAAGUAUGGAAGGCCAAGCCCUUGGUAGUGACCAAGAGAUGGGGGGUAGGAAAGGUGAGGAUGACAAAGACCAGGUGCAAAAUAGAGCUUUGCUGGGAGGCUACAAUGCUGUGAAAGCAACAAACAUACACAUGAGUGAAGACGGUCUGGUGGGCUCCCAGAAGAACACUUUUAAAGCUUUCCCAGAGGAAACACGAGAGCCAGGCUUCACCACCAACUCCCCUAGGAGAGCAGACAAAGAGAAUGCCUUGCAGUGCAGCUCCAAAGCCUCUUUGCACCCGGAUACUGAAAUGAAUGACCAAGAAGCAAGACUGAAGGCAGAGAACCACCUCCAGGCUUCAGGGAAAAGCAAGGGGAGCUAUAACAUGCAACCUGUUGACAAGACCCAUGUGGAGAAUGCCAAGGACGGCUGGCUAUCCAAUAGCCCUGUGCCAGUGGUUCACCACAAAACCACCAGUGGACACUCCAGGACCAAGAGUAACUCAUCCUCCACCAAAAGCACACGUAAGAGCAAAAGGCCUUCAGGGUUGCGAAUUAAUGACUAUGACAACCAAUGCGAUGUUGUUUAUAUCAGCCAGCCAAUUACAGAGUGCCACUUUGAGAGCAAGAGGGUGGUCUCCUCUAGGAAGACGGCAAGGAAGAGCACUCGUGGAUACUACUACAACGGUGAGUGCUGUGAGAUUCCCACAGUUCGCACCUUGGCCAAGACUUCCCAUGUACAGGAGAGUGGGAACACACUGGCAUCAAGGCCUGAGGUGCUGACAAGCCCUAGCCAGGGAGCUUCUCUUCCGAGUGAUAGCUGCUUAGCAGCAGCCCAGGCCAUGAGUGGUGAUGGUGACAAAAGACCUGCUGUGGCCGUCCCUCAAGGAGAUGCCUCCAACAACAGUACUCAGGAGGGAGAUGAGAUACUUCCGGCUGAGAAGGCCGCUCCUGAGGUAAGUUUUGUGAAGGAGAGAGAAGACAGUUCUGCUGAAGCAUCCACAAUUGCUCUCUCCCCGCUACCCAGCCUUGUUUUGCGUGUAGAGAAAGGCAGCCUGUCCAAUACUUCACUGCAGACCACUCUUGUCUCUCCCUGCCAACUGAGCAAAGGGGAGCCACAGGACGAAAUGGACAUGGACACUGUGCAGAAGGCUGGCAAUGGCACAGACUCUUGUAAGAGUAGCAGACCCAAUGAAGACAGUGGCAACACAGGAGAAUCUGUGGUGUUGUCUGCUUCAGAGGUUGCCAAUGGUGAGGAAAGUGCCAUGUUCUCAGAGACCGAGGCUAUCCCUGAGCCUUCCAUUCUUCCAGACCAGGUGCCUCCUGACAGCAUGGCCCUUCAGCCCCCUGAAGACCUUUCCCCUGGAAUGGACUUGAUGCCUCCACUGGAGGAGCCUGCCCCUGUUGAACACUUGCCACCAUUUGUAGAACUACCUUCUGAUGUGGAACCCCCACUUCUUUCCCCUAUAGACCUGGCAGAACCUCCUGCCCUUGUCCGUCUGGAGCCUUCCAUAGCCUUCCCUGGUGAACUCCCUCCUAUCACAGAGCAUAUGUGUCCAGGGGAACCUGUUGCCAGUUCAAGGGCAGUGUCUCCUGGCAUUGUGGUGUCUGAGCCUCCUGCCCAUAUUGACCUAGAGGCUCCUUCAGGGGCUCCUUCUAUAGAAUCUCCAGUGGUGGGACCUGGCAAGUUAGAUACGGAGCUCUCACAGCCACUUUCUGACUUGGAUGCUGCAGAGCUCCCUGGCAGCUUGCAGGGUGCAGAUGCACAUGAAAGUAUUAAUACUCAAAAUAGCAUUGAAGGGAUUCUGGACUCAGGUGGAAUCCACUCUGGGGAAAGUGAGACUGUGUUGCCUGUUGCAGAUAAUGAUGAAGAUUGGGGAGAGGGAACAGUAAAAGAUACAAGUGAAACAAGCAAGGUGGAUGAUGGAAAGGAACUUGAUAGCGAAGCUCCAGCAGUGCCCCAAACAUCAGAAGUGGACAACAAGGAGGGAGCUUCUUCCAAAACAAGCCCGGACAAAAAACGAAAGCGGGAGAAAAAACCUCAGGUUGUAUCCGAUCGCUGUCUUCGAAGCCAGCAAUCCCUGUCAUCUGCAGAGGAUAGUCCUGAGCAAUCAACUUCUUCCAUGUCUCUACAGCCUCCUCAAGUUCAGAUCAAGCUUUCUAAAAGCCCUGGUGCUAAGCGUUUCAAGAGGGAGGUGCAACUUGACGGUGCAGCAUCGCUGUGUUUCCCAAAUGAUGGGUUCCAGGAAACACUGCUAAACAACAUUGGGAAUUCUUCUGAGCAGCAGCCAGGUGACAGAAAUGACAUCACAAUGGGACAGGCCUCUCAGACACAGUUAGCGAAAAAGACCAUAGUAGAGGAAGACCAGAAUGGAGAAGGAAACAAGGACAAGGCAGGGGCAAUGCUUGAAAUUUGCUUAGAGGGUGAUUCUGAUAGGAGAAGUGUUCACGUCCCAGCAGAGACCUCUGAUAAGGGUGAAAAGCAGUCAGAUUUGACAUCAGGCACUCCAGAUAACUUUGACAGUAUGAUGGAGGUUACAGAGGAGUUGCACACCCAGCAUGGGCCCAGUUCUGUUAGCAGGAGUGAAAGCAAGCUUGUGCCAUCAGAGAGAUCAGUAAAAUCUAAGAAGCCAGCUCUCCAGUUCUACAACCUGAGGCACACCCCUGCCCCAACCCCUGUGGCCACUGCCUCCAAAAACACUUCCGGAAAAGAAACCGUACAAGGAGAUUCUAAUGCUGUGACUAUACAAGCAGGCUGUAAUGUCACAGACCAAGAAAAUGCACAGAGUGAAGACACCGUUGGCUUCAGUAGCAUGGAAGUGCUCUCUGACAACAAGCCCAGUUUUGUGGAAUGGUGUGCUGAGGAAGAGAACCAAGAACUCAUCACUAACUUUAACACUCAGUACAUGAAGGUCCAGAAAGGGUGGAUUCAGCUGGAGAAAGAGGCUCAGCCAGCUCCAAAGGUCAAGAAUAAAUCCGACAAACUGAAAGAGAUCUGGAAAAGCAAGAAGAGGACCCGCAAAUUAAAAGGGCCCACGGAAGGCCAGAAGCUCUCCCCGGUUCAGAUGCUGUUCAUGAAGGGGUUUGACAUGUCCAACAUCUGCAAGUGGUUUAUGGAGACCACUGAAACCAAGUCUCUGGUCAUUGUGAAGAAGAUGAACACCCGUCUCCCGGGGGACAUCCCCCUCAUCAAGCUUCCACUCCAGAAGGGCUGUUAUUCCGGCAGCUACCCUAGCUCCCUUCAAGCUGAGCGCCUGAAGAAACACUUGAAGAAGUUUGCUGCUAUGACCCCGGCCAAAAACACCAUCAAGAUUCAGAGGCUGUGGGCUAAGCUUCGAGAUGGCUCUGAGGACAAAGAGCCCGAGCAGGCUGCCAGUUCGAAGCAGAUGCCUCCCUCCGAAGUAAGUGUGGAGCACAAAGCCGAAGCCAAGAGCACCCAGCCUCCCAGCACGCCUGUGCAAACCAGCUCUCGCAUCCUGAGGAAGUACUCCAACUUGCGAGGCAAACUCAACGCCAUACGCAAGGUGGCCAAGCAGGACAAGAACGACGGCGUGACCAAGCACCCCUCUGCUGAAAGCAAGCCGAGCGGGAAGAGCCUGUGCAUUAAGCCCCUGGUGUCUCCGAAACUGGCCCAGCAGGUCCAAGCCCCCCCACUUGCGACUAAGACAAGCCUGGUUGAAAGAGGAGGGAAGGGGCGAAAGGCGAAAGGCAAGAUACAGGAGGACACCUCAUCCAAAGGCCACCUUCAGCAAACCAGGAAGAAGUCGCCGACCGAGAGCAGCAGGUCACAGAGGCUGUUGAGUACCUCGAGCAAAGAAAGGCUUCCUCUUAAGAAAGCCAGUAAACCGAAGCCUGCAGGGCCUCCUGCUACCAGGAAGCAGGCGGCUGCUGACAAGAGUCAUAAGCCUGUGUCUGGGAACGAGAAGGCAAAGAAGCUGAAUGACUUGCGACCUGGGAAAAGGAAGCCCUCCGUCCAGAAGGGGAAAGCCAAGGCCGGUCAAAAGGCAAGUCUGCCUUCCAGGCAAGAAGGGCUUGCUAAGCCUCCCAAGCAGAAAGCGGUGCAAGACUCCAGCAGCCGACCUCCCAAAGUGGCUGCCCAAAAGGCAAGCAGUGGCAAAGCCUUGACUAGGUCAAUGAAGCGAAUUCAGGAGAGCAGCAGAGCCCAGGGCAAGAGGAAGCUGAGGGCAAGCAAAGACUCUUCACCCAGCAAACGCAGAUGUCUGGAUGCAAAGUAACUGGCUGGGGUUGGGGGUGGGUAGGAGGUGGGUCACGGAAAUACUUCCUAAUACAUUAAACAGAUCCACUUCUGAACAUUGUGGGGAGGGUGGCAAGUGUUUAGCCGAAGGCCAACCCCCCGCUCUCAGAUGACGAGGAGCCCCCUAGCUGUGUUGCAGCCAGAAGGAGAAGCUAUUAUUCUCUGCCCUUGAGAAGGAAAGUUGCUGCUUCUGAAAGCUCCUUGAGUGGAACUAGGAGUUUGGCAGUUUCAGUUCGAAGUACAGUGCCUUAUUUAUCCUUUUAGGAACUGAAUAAAUUAAUCUGUGUGAU